AUGUCAAACGGCCCCCCGGGUCGUGGAGGGGGCUGGUCCCCCCUCCACUUCCGUUCGCCGUCGCCGUACGCCCCCUCCCCGCCCCCCCGGCUGGGCAGCCCUGGCGCGAACGUGCUAGGCAACCGGUUGCCGCACAUGCCCGCCCCCAGGCCCCGCUGGCCCGCCGCCAUGUCGCCGGGGCCCCACCACGGGGCCGCCACACCGCCCCCCGGCCCCCGACCCUUCAGAAUGCCCAUGCAUCCGCCCUCACCAGCACCCAACCGCGGGUCCCCUGACGUUUAUUUCCGCGGCAUUCACCCUUACACAUCGUACUCCCCUGUUCCGGAAUUCGGCCCCCCCAGUCGCGAUUACGAAUACGUCGGUGCGCCCUUGGAAACGCCGCCACUGCCCCAAAAUUACGCGCCGGACGAUGAUGAGGAUGCAGGACCUUCGACUGCUGAAAUCAUCGCCAACCAAUCGCAAGAUUACGUCGACGAAAAAUUAUUGGAGUACCAAAUGACAAUAUAUCAACUACAAGAUAAUCAAGAAAGAGUGCAGAAGAAGACCUUUGUCAACUGGAUCAAUUCCUAUCUAUCUAAGCGAGUUCCACCGCUGAGGGUAGAUGAUUUGAUCGGGGACCUAAAAGACGGUACUAAACUUCUAGCACUGUUAGAAGUGUUGUCCGGAGAAAAACUGCCUAUGGAGAGAGGCAGGAUUUUGAGGAGACCACACUUUUUGAGCAACGCCAACACCGCCCUGCAAUUCCUGCAAAGCAAACGAAUAAAACUGGUUAACAUUAAUUCCAGCGAUUUGGUGGAUGGGAGACCGCCAGUCGUACUCGGACUUAUUUGGACCAUCAUAUUGUACUUCCAGAUCGAAGAAAACAGCAGAGACCUCGACUUUAGAGCCCAAUGGGGUUCCACGAGCAGCUUGGAGAGUGCCGGCACGACAUCGUCGAAAGACAAAUGGAAGCAGGGGGCCCGCAAAACGCUGUUGCAAUGGGUUUCGAACGCCCUGCCCAGCGAUUCCGGGUUGGAAAUCAAGGAUUUCGGCGCCAGCUGGCGCGACGGCAUCGCCUUCUUGGCCAUAAUUGACGCGAUCAAAAAGAAUCUCGUUGACAUAGCCAAGUUAAAGAAAGAAACGAACCGAACCAGACUCGAGACGGCCUUCGACGUGGCCGAAAACGAGUUGGGAAUCACCAGGCUGUUGGAUCCGGAAGAUGUGGACGUUCCAAAGCCGGACGAAAGGUGCAUAAUGACUUACGUGGCGCAGUUUUUGCAGAAGUACCCGGAACCGAAGUCGACCGGACCGGACGCCAUAGCAUCGAUUCAGGAAGAGUACGGCGAGUUUUUGGCCUGGCUCAUGAAGAAAACGCAAUACUUGGAACACCUCCAGCAAACCAACUCGUUGCCUUUGGACUACACUGAGUACAUGGCGUUCAAGUCCGAAGUCGACGAUAAAGAAUCGAUCCACAAAAAACUAAAGUCCCUUAUCGAGUCGCAAAGCGUCAUUUCUAUCGCCAAGGAGUCUUGGUUCGACAUAACCAAGCUGUGGACAAAACUCGAGCGCCAACUGCUCUACUGGUUGUGGCUGUUGGACUCUCGUCUGCCUGGCGACUUCAGAUUCGUCGGCGAAUGGCUCGCCAAAGCCGAAAAACUCAUCUACUUGGACGAAAUACCGUCUGCGAUGAACGAAGAAACCGCCGCCAUCAUAAGCAGAAAACUAGAGGAGCAUAAAGCGUUCUUUGCCGAUUUGCCAGCGGUACAGCAGAGAUUCGCACAAGUUUGCAACUCGCCCUUAGCCAGAGAAGUGCCUUCGGAACAGAUAAACAAUAUGGCUGUCAGACUGAACGAAAUAGGACCCAAAGCUGCUCAAAGACGAGUAAGACUGAAGUUUCUUGAACAUAAGUGUUGCCUUAUUGCAUUUUUGCAACUUACCGAAAACAAACUAAAGACGUGGAACGCGAAAUAUGGCCGCGUCGAACGGGUUAUACAACUAUUGGACCAGUACAGAAAUUUUGUGUCUAAGAAUCACAUUUUCCAAGAGUUUAACAAAGCCUUCCAGGAUAUGCAAGCCGUGAUUGAAGAAUACAAACGCGACGGCAAUAUAAAUAGAAAAGAGGCGAUGGAAAUAGACAGAUUUAUGCACGAUAUAGCCGAAAGAUGGAAGCAUGUGUCUAUGGAACUAAGAUGCGUGCAAAGCAUGCUGGAAGAAGUCGUGGCGUAUUGGAGGAGAUGGGAUUCACUUUCUCCGGAAUUUGAUGCUUGGCUAUCGAGAGCAGAACAAGCCAUGUAUUUGCCAGAGGAGCAAAAAAUGGAGUUCUUCCAGGACAUAUCCAUGUGGAAGGACAACUAUCAGAUAUUAGGCGAUACCGUAAGCUUCCUUAUAGCCACUGUUGACGAUAAAAUCGCCAUGGAACUAAGGGAUCGCUACCAAUUAAUGACCGACAGAUGGGAGAAGAUCUACCCGAAUGUGAACAAGUACAGCCACGCAGGCGAUAUUUUGAGAAACCGCAAUGAUUUUAAAUCUGGCCUGGAUGUAUUAUCGCAGUGGUUGCGGAAGGCCGAAAGUGUGCUCAACUCGCCAUGUUUGGGUUCGACGGAGAGAAUCAGAGAACACACCGUCAAUCUUUUGAAGCUGCAAGGAGAAGUCGAAGAAAUUGAAAAUCUGUUUAAAAAUACCUCGAAGGCUUUCCAGACCCUAAUACAAGACUUAUCACGUGACGACGUAGAAAAAAUGAUGACCACAUUAAAACAAGAAAAAGAAGCCUUAGUUAGAGUGAGAGCGUUGAUACCAGCGCAAAUACAUUUAUUCAAUCAACUGUUGAUCCAACAAGAAUCUUUAGAAGCCGGACAAAAGGAAAUCAAUGAUUGGUUGGAUAACGCCGAGGCUUUACUGGGCACCUUAUCACUUGAAGGCGACAAGGAACAACUUAAAGCUGAAGUGGACAAAGUUAAACACUUCUUUACCCGUACUUUGUACUACAAAUCGAUGUUGGACAGUAAAAAUAAAGUAAUGACGAACAUCAUCAAAUCAGUGGACCAAGCGAAUAAUCCAGACGUUGCCGCAAUGACAAACAAAAUGGACGUCUUAAACGACAGAUUCGGUUACGUAACGGAAAGCGCCCAACAAUGGGAGCACCGUCUGCAAGAAACCAUACGGUGCUGGUACAAUUUCUCGGAAAGCCAAAGGGUCAUUUCGAAUUGGCUGAGAAACGCCGAGAAAUUAAUAUCCGAGAAAAGGAUCGACAGCAAAGAAAUCGUCGAGGAACAUAAAAACUUCUUCCAAUCGGUGAAUGAAAGGUGGAUGAACGACCUGGUGCAAAGCGCUCAGGAUCUUUGCAAUAGCCUUCCAAAGGACCAGCACUCGCCGAUAUUGUCUUCCGUCAACCAGCUGCAGCACAAAUGGAAGGAAGUGAUGUCGUUUGCCCCGCUACACUUGAUGCGUCUGGAGUUUCGACUUGACGAGACCACCUUUAACUAUUACAUCAAAGAAAUAGAAAAGGAAAUCAACAGCGAACACCUCUCGUUCAACAGGCAGGACAACGUGGACGCCUUAAUCGCGCGAAACAAGGAGUUCUUCUCCGCCAGAGGCCCUUUGGGGGAGACCCACCGCUGCUUGGAAAACUUGAAGAGAACCAGUGAAUUUUACGCGAGCAAAUACUCUGAGGACAGAAGUUUAAUUGACGCCGUGCAAAAGGCUGAGCAGCAAUGGAACAACGUCAACAUCAGAGUCGAAAACUUGAAGCAAGAACUCGACCAGAUUCCGCAGAAAUGGGACCAAUACCACGAGAAAUUCAACGCCAUUUCCAAAUGGAUGGACCAGGUUGACUCCAACUUGAAGAACAUUCUAAAUGACGUGACCAGCGAGGAAGAGUUCGAAAGGCAGAAGAAUAUUUUCCAGAAUAUUUGCAAGGACGCCGAUUCAAAACGCGAAGACAUAAAAUGGUUGGUUCAGACUCACGACGCUCUAUCGUCGCACUGCCCGGAGCAGCAAGCCAUUUUGGAGCAGAAAAAUCUCGAGGCUCUCAUAAUUCGCUACAAAAAUCUGAUACCGUCCAUAGAAAUAACAAUGGUGAAAACCGACACCCUAUCGAAGUGCUACACCUACCGCAGAGAGGUGCGGGAAGUGUGCGAACUGCUCAAGAAAGUCCGCGACCAAACGAAACAAAAACCUCAACCGCAGAGUCUCCAAGUUGUGCAUCAACUGGUGAAACACCAAGAAUCAACAAUUUCGCAGUUGGAUAACCAAAGACCAACUAUUAUGUCCCUUUUGCAAAAAGGCAAAGAACUCUCUAGAGACACGAACGCGCCGAGCUUUAUGUCCGAGGAGGUAAAAACUUUGGAAACUGGUUGGACCGAAACUUACGACGAAACCAUCGAAAAACUGCACAGUCUCAUAGGUACUCAACAUUUAUGGACUAGCUACGAAGAACAAAAACAAGACAUAGUCGAUUUACUGCAGAGAGGCGAAGAAAAUAUUCAAAAAAUCUCGCCGGCGCAUUAUAACCCCGUAGAGUUAGUCAACAAGCAGCAGCUUGCUCUACACCUUCGCGAAGAUACCGAGGACAUGCUAAAUAAACUUAGGGAAACCUCUGCUAAUUUGGGCAAUCAAACCGGCCAACAGCAGCAGUUUAAAAGAGAAGUUCAAGAAAUCGAACACAGACUCAAUACCACACUAACCAAUGUGCAAGAACAAGUUGUGCUUUUAACAGAGUACAACACAAAAUGGACGACUUUCCAGAACAAAAUAACCCAACUGCACAGCUGGACAGCCCAAACGGCGCCUCAGUUAUUGUCCCAAGUGCAAGAGGACACCAUCACGCCAGAAGACAGAUUGACCAAAACGCGGGUUUUGCAAUCCGAAGUGGCUCACAAAGUAAACCUACUCGACGAUUUGGGCAGAGAGGCUCAACAGCUCGCCAUAGAAGACAACCCCGAGGCUCAGAAGCUGAGAGCUGAACUGGCGUCGCUUCAGGAUCGCGUGGUGUCGAUAAACAAAACCGUGGAGGGUCAAGCGGCCACAGUAACACGUGAUUUGAAAAACUGGCAAACGUACCAGGCGCACUUGCAAGAAAUCAAACCUUGGGUGGAGCAAGCCGAACUUAAAGUGCAAAUCGGGGUGCCGAAACCUGGCAGCCUCGAAGAAGCCAUCUUGUUGCAAAAUCAAGCCAAAGAGUUCGCCAAGGAAUGCGAUUCGCAACAGAAAAAAUUACAAGGGGUUCAAUCUUUAACGAAGAAGAUGGAGAUAAAGACCAACGCGCCGGACGAAGUUGACUCUAUUCAGACCAGAUGGACUAUUGUUAACGAUACGGCUGCGCAAUGGGGACAAAAAUUCGACAAGCUAGUGACAAACUGGGUGGAUUUUGAUAAAAACGCACAGCAUUUGGAACACUGGAUCGACACAAAGGGAAAACAACUUGCUGAGAAAUCCGUGAAUCUCAACACACCACAUGUUGAAAAAUUGGAGAAAGAAUUAGCAAAACUUAAGGCGUUUAAUAACGAAAUAUCUGAACAACAAGCCAAAUUAAUUGCAUUAACUCAAAGUUCUGACAGUAUAAGCUACAAUGUCAGCCCAGAAGGUUCCACAGUUGUGAAAAACCAAGUGCAAGAACUCAAGUCGAAAGUAACGCAGCUGGCUGAGGGUGUGAGAGCAAAAAUAAACGAAGUAUCAGAUGCUAUCCUGGCCAAGCACGAUUUCCAGACUAAAGUAUCCGAAUUUACAAACUGGCUGGACAAUAUAAAUUCAAAUAUGAUCCAAAUCGACCAAAUACCAUCAGACAAAGUAGACAAUGCGCUAAUCAACGUGCAUAAUCUGCUACAAGAACAUUCAGAGAAGCAACCAUUGUUCAACACUAUUUAUAACGAGGUAAAGGAUAUCACUUUGCAUACUCCGCAGAUAGAGAACGAGGCUUUAAACGAAGAAUACACCACCAUAGUUCACCAUAACCAAGAGAUCGAACAUAAAUUGCAAGAGAAGAAAUAUUCGCUUGAAAGGUGGAUAGAGUUGUUAAAUUGGCACGGGGAUUCUAACAACCAGCUCAACCACAUCAAAAAUAUAAUCGAUAAUGAGAAAAAUACCCCCGAAACACUGCAGCAGUUAACGCAAGAAAUAAACACAGUCAUAAAUAAAAUCGUAACAUGGAAGGAAAACGUUCCAGCAAUCGAUAGCAGGCAAGAUAUUGUGAUACUUGAUAAACAAACUGCCUUACCGAGAACAGCCGAAAAUACUGUACGUGAAAUAGAGGUUAAAGCGAUUAACCUGAAGUCCCAAUUGGCCGAUAAACUGGAUGGUUUACAGAAAGUUAAAUCGCACUGGAAUCAGUUCGAAAACAUUCAACAACAAGUCAACGCUGAUUUAAACAAAUGCGCCAACCAGUUGAAAUUGUUGAUGAGCGAAGUUAAACACUCCAGCGAUGUGCCAAAGGCCGUUGAAAUGCUUGAUAAGUUAUUGGAGGAUCAAGUAGAAAAAUCGCCCAUUAAAGAGGAUUUGAGAAAAGAAGCCAUGCAGCUUAUGAAGGAAGACAUACAAAAUGUGUCGGUUAUACAGAAUACAGUUUCUACAAUUGAAAGUAAUUGGAAUAAAGUAAACGAAGAUAUUAAGGAGAAAAAAAUAAAACUGUCUGACAUAAUAUUCGCUUGGAAUGAAUUCCAAGAAGCCAAAGACCGUGUGGUUAAAGACAUCGCAAAAAUUGACAAGACAGUGGAAAAUCUGGAGACUCCAAACGAUUUGGUGCAAGCCAAUGUGAAUCUGGAAAAGGCGAAGAAAGCCUUGGAAGCUCUGAAGAAAACCAAAACCGCUUUGGAUAAAGCCGACAACAAAGGCUUGAUCACUAUUAAAAGGGCAGACAAUAUUCCUGGCAUUGAAGAGGAAGUGCGCAGAGACUUGCAAAUAGUGCACGACGUUUGGUCGAAAGUGUACGAAAAACUCCUUAAAGUUGUCCAAAAUAACGAAUCGCAAACCACAAUUUGGAAGCAUAUCGAAGACACCAAGAACAACUUGCUACAGUGGCUCGAAGAAAACAACACAGCUUUGAGUCAAGCCGUGGAAAAGCCCAAUGAACUCGAAGCUGCCACCGUUAAAUUGGCCAAAUAUAGAGAAGAGUUGCCCUUGCAUCAAAGACUUAACCAAAGCAUACCGACUAAAUAUACGCAGCUAUUGAAACUCACAGAUGGAAAAGAUGUACCAUCCUUACAGGUUUUAGUUGAUUCGCUCAACGAGAGGUUUUCUGAAGUGAAAAAGACUGCUGAAAAACUGGAAAGCGUCACGUCAACGUUCGGUGAGAAAGAAAGAGCUGUGAGAAACGACAUUAAAGAGCUAAAUAAUAAAGUAUCCGGCCUCAGAGAGGAGAUAAUAAAAUGCGAAGAUUUAUCAGGCGAUAAUAAUAAAAUCUUGGAACGCUUAUUAAUUAUAAGAACCUUUAAACAACAACUACUCGACUGCGAUACAAACAUAAAACAAGUAGACAAUGAUAUACAGUCUUUAAGGCAAAAUUAUCCAACAUUUACAGAUGUGAUACCCAAAGAACAGCAGAUGCUGAAGAAACGCUACGAGGGCAUACUCCAACACACCAACAAAAUUGAAAAUUCUUUGCUGAGCUUCCUUAAAAAAUUCCACAACGAAAAAUAUGGAGCAUUGCAGAGGAUCAUUGCAACUCACCGCGAAAAAAUACAGUGGUGUCUUCCCGAACCUUCAAGCGACAAGUAUAAUUUGGAAGUAAAGCUGAAAUCAUUAGAACCCAUACAAAGUGCAAUAAAUGACUGCGAAAAUCGAAAAGUUGAGUUGGAAAAUAGUUUGAAACUAUUACAGCAAGUCGAAUCGCCUGAUUCCAUCAAGCUUCUGACAGCCGAAAAAGACCACUUACUGUUGGAUUUGGAGAGCUUAAGGCAAAGCUUUGCUAAUACUAAACAAAUUUUGGAAAAAAAUAUCGCGAUCCACGAGAAAUACGACACCCUUACAGACGGGGUGGCAGCUUGGUUAAAAGAUACGGAAAAUAGAAUUAAAUCAGAGAGCACCACGCAAAUCGACUUAAACACAGUCGAUGAUAAAAUUAAAGAAAUUAAAACCCUGCAAAAAGAUGUAAUGGCGUACGAAAAAGAAUUGCAAAAAUUAUCGCCAAUUACCGAGGAGUUAACUAAAGAAAUGCCCGAGUCCAGAGUUAGCCAAUACGUACAACAUCUCAACACGAGAUAUCAAGCAAUCACCAAGUUCCUAGCAAGUUAUUUGGAGAAACUCGACGAACUCAAUAAAUACAAACAAUUGUACAGAAAUAGCAUUAACGAUGUUGAAAGUUGGUUGGUACAGGCUGAAGAAAAAGUCAAGUCGUUUUCGCAAAUCGCGUCGAAACCCAACCAAGCCACUUUAGAGGAGCUAAAGAAGUUUGCCAGCGAGAAAGAAACAGGCCAAAACUAUUUAGCCAAAGCCGUGGAACAUGGCGAAGCCUUAUUCUCAGGCAUCACUCCUGAAAACAGAGACGCCAUUAGGGCAGAAUUGAGAACCCUCAGAGACAAAUCCGAAGGAUUAAUUGAUAAAGUGAAUGGAAUCUACAAGCAAGUAGAAGGUACGCUGAUGCAAAGGCAUUCGUUCGACGAUAGCCUUCAGCAAGUAAACUUGUGGAUUACCGAUGCCAAAAACAAACUUGGAGGUGAACCCAAAUUGGAUAGCACUUUGCUGGAAAAGAAACAAACCCUGCACAACUACAAAACUCUGUUGCAAGACGUGAACCUACACAAAACCAUAUUAAAGCAGUUGCAAGAAAAAAUCGGCAAUUUGGCCGAUGCUGAUGCGGAAUCCAAGCUGAACCAAAACCUAAACAGCUACGGUGAAUUGGAGAAGGAAGUAAAUAAACGCAUCGUUCAAUCUGAAGAGUACGUGGCCAAGCACGAAGCUUACAACCAAGCGAUCGAGCACUGUCACGAUUGGCUGAGCGCCUUAACAUCCGAGGCGGCCUUGCUAGUCGACGAAACAUCGUUGGAAUCGCCCGAAGCUAAAUUGAACGUGGUCGAGAACCUUUUGGCCCAACAGGAUCAAGGCAACAAAGUCAUUGAAUCGUGCAAGUUGCAACUGGAAGCAGUCCUAAAGCAAACAGCGCCAAGCGGUCAUCCACCUUUAAUUAACAGUUACGAGGACCAAGAAAGGUCGUGGAAGUUGUUCUUGGAAUUGUGCACGGACGCGCAAAGCAAACUUAACGAAAUCAAUAGUCAGUACGCCGAAGUGGAAAAAUUAAGUGAAAACUUGGAAAAGUGGCUGAAACAGAAAGAGAACUUGGCUAAAGAUCAAAGUUUAAGAAGCACGGAAGAUUCAAAGAGGGCGCAUUUGGACAAAUUAAAGAACUUGGGUAUUGAGAUUGUUAAGAAAGAAGCAGAUUUUAAUAACUUUUCGGAAAUACUUAAGAAUAUCGAGCCUGACAAUAAGCUAACACAACUCUUAACAAGAUACCAAGCAUUGAAGAAUGCUUCGAAGGAAGCUAUUAAUCGUUACGAGGGUUUCGUUAAGGAACACAAGGACUUUAACGAUGAUUACAACGAAUUCUUGCACUGGCUAUCGAAUAAAGAAGAAGAACUCCAAGAUUUGUGUUUGAUAGUAGGUGACUUGAACGUUUUACAAAACAGGCAAAAGGAAAUAAGAGAUCUGAUCGAGGAAAGAAAUCAGAGAGCUGCAGAGUUCGACAACCUCCUGGAUAAGGGGGAAAAAUUGUACGCCCAUACUUCACCUGACGGCAGAGAAAUUGUAAGGCAACAGCUCAGGAACCUCAGAACAAUUUGGGACACACUGGCGGAGGAUCUGCAAAGCGCCACCAACAAACUCGACCAAUGUUUAUUGCAAUUCUCUGAUUUUACUGCGGCUCAAGAACAGCUCACCAAAUGGCUUAGAGACGUGGAGAAAGCGAUGCAUCAACACACCGAGCUAAAAUCGACCCUGCAAGAAAAAAGGGCUCAGCUGCAAAACCACAAAAUCAUGCACCAGGAGAUUAUGUCGCACACCGCUUUGGUGGAGUCUGUCUGCGAUAAAGCUCAGCAAUUGGUUGAUCAAACACACGAUAAAUCGCUAAACGUUUAUCUGCAAUCCAUCAAACAUUUGUUUGCCAGUAUUGUGACGAAGUCCGAGGAGUUGUUGAAAAAUUUGGAGGACUGCGUUGAAAAGCAUAACGCUUACAAUCAACAAGUAGCUGGUUUUAAGGAUUGGCUGAGCGGGCAAAACGAUAAGUUGCAAGAAUAUGAUGAUGUUAGCGGUGAAAAAGCAGAUAUCACAAAGAAAAUUAACGGUUUGAACUUCUUGAAAAAGAUCAACGAAGAAGAGGGUGUCAAGCUUUUAGAUGGGUUAAAACAACAAUUGAUAGUUGUAGCAAAAAGUACGGCUCCAAAUGGCGUGCAAAUCUUGAAGAAGGAACUCGAUGAUUUCAACGAUUCCCUCGAUCAACACAAAACAGAUAUAGACUCUUUGCUUGCCAAGCAAAACAACGCACUUCAGCAGUGGCAAGACUUCGACGCGGAAUUGGAAAAUCUAAAUCAAUGGUUUAAAACAACGGAAGUAAAAUUCCGAGACCAACCAUUACAGGCGACUUUACCCGAAAAAGUAAACCAACUCAAUAAAUUCCAAAGUGGUCGCGAAGAAGUGUCAGGUAAAGAAAAAGAUGUGGAUCACUUUAUGGACAAGAGUCACUCCUUAGUACACAGCAGCGGCGUGCAAAGAAUUAAAUCACUGGUUUCGCAAAUAACCAACAAAUAUCAGAACUUGCACAGUCUGUCCAAAGAUGUUGUCAAUCGCUGGCAGAGCAUUGUAGACGGCCACACCAACUAUAAGAACAAAAUACAAGAAACUUCCGAUUGGCUUAAGCCUUUAGAAGAGCAUUUAGCUGUAAUACAGAGGGGCGAUCUUUCUGGUAACGUAGAAGCAUCUACCAACAGAUUGCAAGUGCUUUUAUCGGAAAGGGAACAAGGCGAGCAUAAGAUUAACUCAUUAACUUUGCUGGGAGAAAGAAUUUUACCCGAUACGGCCACUCAAGGAAGAGAGUUAAUUAGAAACGAUGUACGCGAGAUACGCGAAAGAUGGGACAAACUAUCCCAAGGUAUACAAGAUCAACAAAAGCUCCAGGACGCGCAAUCGUUGCAACUGUCAAGCUAUCAAGAAAUGUUACAGCAAACAUUAACCUGGCUGGACUCCAUGGAAAACCUUGUAAAAAUAGACCCUUCCUCUUGGGUUUCGAUUCAAGAAGUUCGGUCCAAAUUACUGAAACACAAGACUACAGCUCAAGAAAUAUUAUCCCACAAAAGAAUUAUUGAAGGAAUCACCGAAAAAGCUCAGGCUUUAGUGCAACUGACAAACAAUAAGGACAAAACUGCCGAAGUGGAAGAAAGCGUUAAAUCCAUAAAUAAUCGUUAUCAAAACCUGUCCAAGGCAGCUCAGAACAAUAUUAAACAGCUCGAAGAUUGUUUAGACAUCUACCAACAAUUUUACGACUUGCAAAAGGCCCAACAAGACAACCAAAAACAACUGUGGGAUAAACUUAACAGUUUCCACGAUAACGCUGGCAACAAACAAGUCUUACAGCAGCGUUUGGAGUCCGUUAUAGAGUUACAAGACCAUCUACCUGAAAGCAACAUCAAGUUGAAGGAACUGGAAAACCUUGUAAAGAAUAAAAUAUCGGUUCUGCCUGCAAGAGCCCAGGAAGCCAUGAAUAGAGACGUGGCCAAUUUGAAAUUCGACCAAGAAAAAUUCGUGGCUGCCCUUAUGGACAUCAAAUCCGCCUUGGAAAGCAGAAUAAAACAAUGGAACGACUACGAAAACUCCUUGGACAAACUUUUAGCUUGGCUCGCGGAAGCAGAGGCAUCGCUCAAGAACUACAACCUUAAAUCGACGGUUGAUGAAAAGCAGCAACAGUUAGAAAAGUAUCAGGAUCUAACCAGAGUGAUUGACUCGCGCAAAAGCGAUAUCAAGGAGUUUAUUAAAAAUGCGGAUCAUUUGGAACAAGCUCUGAUCUUAAGUCUGCGGCAAAACGAGGCAGAAUUCGACAAGAUGUCUGACGAAUCGACGGAACUUGUGCAAAGUAGCGGCGAUACAAGAAUUUCAGUCAACAUACAACAAAUAACGUCUCGAUUCCAGUCUAUACAAGUAACUGCUAGAGAGAUCGUCAAGAAAUGUGAACAGGCCGUCGCCGAUCAUAAAUUAUACAACGAAAAGUACAGACAGUGCUCUGAUUGGAUAUCCACCGCACAAUCCAGAUUUAACAGUUGCAAAGAUAACAUUAAGGGAGAUGCAAGAAACGCUCUUCAAGAGCAAAUCAAAGUACUGGAAGAGCUUCUGUCAGAACAAACUAGUGCCACUCUUCUUCUUAACAACACCAUUGAAUUAGGAGAAAAAUUAUAUCCUUCCACAUCAGCUGAUGGCAGAGAAAUUAUAAACACUCAACUGCAAGAAUUACAGCAAGCCUUGGAGGCUCUAUUUGAUAACAUCAGCUCAUCCGAUAGAGAGCUAAAAGAAAAGCUAACAAGAUGGUCUGGUUUCGACGAGUGCCUAGAAAAUAUUCAAAAAUGGCUUAAAGAAGUCGGCAGCCAAUUGCCAGCUGAGAUAGAACUAACAUCCACUUUGGAUGAAAAGAAAGCGCAACUUCAAGUGUACAGAUCACUGCAGCACGAUGUCUUAGCACACCAACAAGACAUUGUGGAUCUUAAAGAUAAAGUGGACAGUUUGCCAGAGAAGAACGAACAAAUCGAUGGGCAGCUUAAAAACAUGACCAAACAACAUAAAAAGUUGGUAAAGAGAGCUCAGCAUUUCGUCGAAAGGUACGAGGCUAUAGUAAGCGAUCACCAACAAUACAGCAAAGCUGUUCUCGACGCAAACGAAUGGAUUGACGCCACACAUAACACUGUCACUUUACUGGGUGACUUGGAUUUGGAACGAAUUUCAUUGCUUUCGAACUUGGAACGACUUAAAAACUUACAGGCCUCCUUGCCCGACGAAGAGUCUAGAAUUCAAACAAUCAAAGCUCUGGGCGACAAAGUUAUACCAGGCACUGUUGAUUACGGUCAAGCGAAUAUACGAUCUCAAAUAGAAAACUCGCAACAAGAAUGGGCCGGUUUAAAGUCAUCUGUGGCCAACACCAUACAACAAAUCGAAAAUAAACUGGAACAUUGGGCCGAAUACGAGAACCUAAAAGACAAAUGCAUGGCUUGGUUAAGAGACACAGACACCAAACUGCAUUCUGUUGACUUAAAAGCAACUGCGGACGAAAAGAAAUCUCAAUUGGAAGCUUUGAAGACACUGCAGGGAGAAAUAAGAGCCAAAGAGUUAGAGAUGGAUGCGGUCACAGAUAGAUCUCAGCAGCUUAAUAAAGGUGUGUCGGCUAGGCCCUCGCAGAUAUCCGAACUGGGCGUGAAGUACCAACAAAUUUGCCACAAAGUUAAAGACUUGACCACCCGUUGGCAACAAUACGUAUCCAGUCACCAAGACUUUAACUCGCAAGUAGAACAGUGCGAUCAAUGGUUGGACGACAUAAAAGAUAAGUUGGAACAUUGCUCAGACCUUUCUUCCUCGUCACAAAAAGAACUAGAAUUAAAAUUGGAAACCAUACAAGACCUGUUAUUGAAUAAGGAGGAAGGCUUCGGUAAGCUACAAGGGUUGGUGGAAUUAGCCCAGACUGUUCUUGCAAACACCGCGCCUCAAGGUCACGAAAAUAUCAACCAAACUCUAUCAAACCUCCAAGAAAAAUGGUCCAACUUGGCCACAAAGAUGGUAGAAACCAAGGCCCUUCUGGACGAUGCCCUUACCAAAUGGGCUGGACUUUUGGAGGAAAUUCAGUCCCUGGAUAAAACGAUAGAAUCGUUGGAAAGUCAAUACUUGGAAUUAACCAUAUUCCAAAGUACAGUUCCGGAAAAGAAAUCUCAACUCGAUAGAAUCAAGAACUUGGAAGAAAGAGUCCGCGUUGAGAAAAUCGAAGUCGACAACUUAAAAUCGCAGGCGUAUGAAGUGUUAGAAAGCAAAAGAGGUAGCCAAGCUGCCAUUGAUGCUCAGAAAAUGCUCGACAGGUUCGACAAAAUCGCCAAAAAGAUUUCCGUCCUGCUUAGCGAUCGCGAGGCUCAAUACAGAGACCACAAGGCUUACAAGGAAGCCCACGAUGAAGUCCAGACCUGGAUGACGAGGGCGCAGGAAAAAGUGCCGCAGCUUAAACAAAGACCACUUAGUGACAAACUAACGGUUGAAACAUUCGCUGGACCCUUAGACCACCUGCUAAACAAAAAAGCUCAGGGAGAAGUGCUUUUAGAAAAUUUGGAUCACACUGCUCAAGUCGUGCUGCCAAGCACAAGUCCCGAAGGACAAGACAUUAUCAAAAAUGAUAUAAGAGCACUAAGAGAGAGUUUCGAUAGGUUAUUCAAAGAUCUUAAACAACAAAGAGAACAACUUGAAGUCGUUUUACUGCAUUGGCGCGAUUACAAAGACGAAUACGAAAGGGUAUCCGAUUGGCUUCAGCAGAUUACGAUUCUUAUUAAAAACCAUAAGAUUGCUUUAUUCCCCACUCUUCAAGAAAAAGAAAAGCAAGUUAAAGACGUUAAAGACAUUCUGAAAAGACUCAUUGAUGGUAAAGAUCAAAUCGAAAACCUCAACGAUUCAGCGAAGAUACUACUGAAAUCGCCUUUGGAAAGCCACGUUAACAACCAAUUGCAGCAACUUAGCUCGCGCUAUCAAGUGGAGUUGAAUUUGGCCAAGGACGUAUUAAAAAAAGUGGAAACCAAUCACGAACAACAUAACGAGUAUGCAAACAAUCUGGAAAAAACUCGAGGUUGGAUCGACAAUGCAAGGGAGCUCAUAAGGAAUUGCUCGGAAGCAGCCAACAACAAGAGCAAAGACAUCUUGCAGUUGCACCUCAACAAAAUACAAGACUUGAUACAAAAACGGGAAGGAGGACAAAAUUUGGUACACGCCACGGUCAACUGCGGCGAGAAGGUAAUUAGAAAUACCAGGUCCGAUGGAAGGGAAGCCAUUACGAAGGAAAUAAAGGAAAUACAGAGCGAUUGGGAAAGGAUCGUCAAGAAAAUGUCCACGGUCAAGGUUCAUUUGGAAACUGCAUUGCUGCAAUGGGCAGAUUACGACAGCUCCUACUCGCAAUUACAACAAUGGAUAACCGAUCGCGAGGCCAAACUCCAACAAGUUACCGAACAAAAAGUCGUUAAAACCAGAAAGGCAGGUUUAAGCUCGUUGCCGAUAGGAGAGAGAAAGGCGACGCUUAGAGAAACCGGCAGCAUCGUACAAGAUAUCGUUUCCUUCGAACCUAUGAUACAAUCUGUAACUUCUAAAGCUGAAGAUUUGAAACAAACCUCACCAGCUUCGGAAAUAUCCUCCAAAUACGAAACCCUAACGAAACAAGCACAGGAAUUGUAUGCCAAGCAAAAAGAUACCGUAGAUAAACACCAAGCGUUCGUCGAUGCUGCUAACAACUUUGUGCAAUGGUUACGCGUUGCCAAAGAACGUCUCGGCAAGUGCUCAGAACCGACGGGAGACAAAGAGAGUCUUGGAAGCAAGUUAUCUCAACUCAAAGUGCUUCAAAACGAAGUUUCCGAAGGCCAAAAGAAACUGGAAGACGCCUUAGACCAAGGUGACAAGGCCGUACAAGUGGCUGACGAAAUGGAUAAGGAAAUUAUCGAGGAAGAGUGCGCUCUGCUUCAAGAUGAUUACGAUAGCUACGUAGAAACGCUUACAAACACCAAAAACCUUCUGGAAAUUGGUAUUGUCAAGUGGACCGAAUACGGAGAACAAUAUCAGGACGCACUUGAAUGGCUAUCGCAGACCGAAAAGCUAGUGCAGAACUACAACAAGCUGCAAGACAGUUUGGAGCAGAAACGCGUCGUUUUGGAACAAUUCCAGGUUCAGUUGGAACAGUUGUUUGACUGGCAGUCGGAACUUGACAGGCUAAACAUGAAAGCUCAAGUGCUGUUGGAAACGUGCGCCGACACCAGAGUGAGCAACGCCAUAACACAACUGGGAACAAAGUAUAACGCCAUUUUAUCGCUAGCCAAAGAAGUUAUGCGAAGGUUGGAACUGCAUUACCAAGAACAUCAACAGCAUAGCACUUUGUAUCAAGAAUGCCAAGAUUGGGUAGACAGGACAAGGGACAAACUUAACAGUUGCACCGAAAUACCAAGCACUUUAUCAGAAGUAAACAAUAGGCUACAGAGCGUUAAGAACAUAAGAACUUCCCUGGAACAGGGGCAAAACAAGUUGAGGUACAUUCACGAGCUCAAGGAACGCGUUAUAAUGAACACCGAACAAACGGGUGCUGCUAAAAUACAAGAAGACACGCAAAACUUAAAUCACGACAUGGAAAAAUUGCUUGCGGACGUAAACGAGAUUCGUAAUAAGUUGCAAAACAGAGCCACGCAGUUGGAGGAAGUCGACAAAAUGUACAAACAAAUUCUGGACUGGCUGCAAGAUCAAGAAGCUCACAUUCAAUUCGACGAAGGCUUUUUGAAUGAACUUAGCGAGAAAAAAGCUAAAUUGGAAAAGCUCAAGGCCGUACAAAAAGAAAUCGGUACUCACAACGAAUUAAUUGAAAAACUACAAAACAAAAUUAAUGAAGACAAAUCGUUGAGUUCGAAGGAUUACGACGAGGCCUUUAAACGUUACAAUACUCUCAAGGAAAAAGUAUCGACAUCGAUUGUCGACUUGGAAGGCGAGGUAGCCGAGCACGACCAGUACAAAAACAUGUACAAUAAAGCAUCCGAUUGGAUUAAGAACUCUCAACUUAAAAUCCAAAAUUGCUCGAAUAUGCAAGACGAAAUGGACAAAAUUGUCGAAAAAGAAUCCACGAUUUCAGAAAUCGCCCAAUCUUUACAAGAAUGUGACGAUCUGGUUCACAAAACCAUCGAAAUGAGCAUACAAGUUAUGAAGACCACGGGCGAAGAGGGAAAAGAUACCAUCAGGCAAGACAUCGAUCAGCUUAAUAUGGACUGGGAAGGUCUGCAGUUGAUCUGCAAGGAAACGCAAAAGAAUUUGGGCAAAUGCAAGGAUGCCUGGAAGGACUUUAAUGGGAAAUACGACGCCAUGAAGAAAUGGAUAGAACAAUAUCAAGGCACUGUCAACAACAUCCAAAAACUAGAAAACAAAAAGCCCGAAGAUUUAGAAAAAUGCAAAAAAAUCCUGAACGAGAUUAUAGAACAAAAACCUCGAAUGGAAGAACUCACGGAUGCUUGCGAAUCUUUGCUGGAGUUAAGUGCAGUUGGCUGGGUUAGAGAUAAAACAGUACAGCUACAAACUGCUUACACGAACCUUUUAACGAACGCACAAAGUUUGGUGUCCAAAGUGGAAAAGAACCUCUCCGAUCACACCGAGUUCCUUAAAGCUAAAGCUGAGCUCGAAAAAUGGCUAGGCAAUGCGCACGAGUCCGUCCAAAACUGUCUUGGAGUCGGUGACGAAAAAGACAUCAAAAAUAAAAUGGAAAUCGUACGAUCGAUCGCUUCGAAUCUCAGCGACGGUCAACAAUUGUUGAACACUUUGCAGGACGCCUUCGGAAAAGCUAUUAACACGUCUCCUGCAGACAAGCAGGAUGAACUGCGUGACGAUAUGACCACUUUAAGAAACAGCUGGGAUCAACUCAAUAUGGAUAUAACCUCGGUGCAAGCACAAUUAAAGGCUUCUUUGGCCAGAUGGGAAGAAUACAACGACACCAAGAAGAAUUUAGAGAAAUGGCUGAAAGAAACUGAGAAAACGUUGGCAAAGAAGCCAGACACUAAAGGUGAAUUAAGCGAAAUGAAGACGCUAUUGGAACGUUACAAAAACUUACACACCGAAAUCGCCAACAAGCAAGCGGAUAUUACGAGAUUGAAUGCCGAAUCCAAAGAGUUGAGUUCCUGGGUCAAACAGUCAAGCGUUGGGGACGAAGUAAACAAGCUGCAAGCAAGAUAUGAUAAGCUUAACGUGUUAUGCAACUCGCUUAAAGAGGAGGUGGAGAACCAGCUGCACGAGCUCAAUUUGUACCAGCAAAAACUGCAGGAUACAGAAAAAUGGUUACUGCAAAUAUCCUUCCAGCUUAUGGCGCACAAUUCCUUGUAUAUUUCCAAUAGAGAGCAAACUGAGGAGCAAUUGGCGCAACACGAAGUUUUACUAGAUCAAAUACAAAAGUACCAAAAUACAUUGGACGACUUAAAGGCCAAAGGGCGCGGUCAGAUUGAAAGGUACGCUUCUAAAACUCCCGGAAUUAAGGAUACUAUAGAAAAACAAUUGAAUAACGUACAAGACAGCUACAAUUCUUUGUUGAAUACUGCCAUUCAGAUUAAGAACAGAUUAUUGGACUCGCUGGCGAAAUUCAAAGAGUACGAAGAUACCCUUGAGAGUAUCAUGCAGAAUUUGGACGAACACGAGAUUACUGUUAUGGAGGAAGUUGAAAGACCCAUUGAGAGCCUUAUUGAUGCCCACAGUCAACUGGAAACGGCAAAGAUUCUGCAUAAUAAGCUUCAAAGCGAGAAGUCUCGUUUGGCUUUGGCAGUGCAAGCUUGCGAAGCUGCCACAGCUUCGAUCAGUAGACCCAGCAGUCCCAGGGACGCUUUACCACCACCGAUACCCAUUAAAGAAUUAGAAUGUAGGACCAGAUUAGAAGACCUUAUCGAUCAGGUACAAUCUCAUCUCAGCAAUUUGACUUCAUCGGUUGCUGAAUUUGAAGAGCAAGAAAAGCAGAGAACAGCAAUUAAAAAUUGGAUUUUGGCGCAACGUCAACAAGUAAAUGAAUGGAAGAAUAGGCCGAUUAAGUUGCGAGCCGACGCUGCCAAACAAGAACUAAACAGCAUGAAGGACUUGCUGACGUCUAUUGGUCAAAGAAAGAAUCAACUGAUCACCGAAAUGCCAGCGUAUGGCAAUGAAAACGACGAGCUCGACGAUAUGCUUAACAAACUUGAAGAAGACGUAAGCGAGUUGAUAGUUCAAAGACAAAACAACCAGGAAGUUAUCGACGAAUAUCGAAAUCAUGUCCAAGUCGUCAAUAAUUGGUUCGAUAAUCUGGCAAAGAGAAUCGAUGCCGUCGAUAAAGGCUCCGGUCUCAAUUGCCAACAAAAACAGACCACGAUGGGCGAAAUACAGGCGGAAUUCGAUGACCAAGGACCGAAACGCGUCGACGAAGUGAAACGCCUUGCCGCUCAAGUCAUCGAGUUUGUGAACAACCUAGACUCCCAACAAGUCGAGGAACAACUGAAAUCGAUCGAAAGACGUUACAACGACAUCUCCAAACGCAUGCAGCGCAAAGUGCAAGUAUUGGAAAUGACAAGGAAAGGCAUAGAAGACACUAGAAACGAAAUAGAACAAGCGCGGGAAUGGGUCAAAGAGAAGUUGGUGUCUUUGCAAAGACCGCAGCCUUUGGGCUUCGAAAGCCGCAAAGCCGAAGAUAAACUAACCAGCCUUAAAACCUUACUCAAAGAAGCCGAUAAUAAGCUAGUCCUUAAAGACACCUUGAGUAAACGCGUAAGCAACAUGGUGAACGAGUUGGAGCCCUCAGAGCAAAACCAACUCGAAGCCGCCUUAAAGAAUCUCGGCACGGAACAGGAACAGUUGGUCGAGAAGAUAAAAUCCGAAAUCGAUCGAAUUACAGCCGCGGCCAACACAAGAAGAAACCUCGAAGAUAACCUCGAAAAAGCCAAAUCCUGGCUUAAAACUAAGAACGCUGAAAUCCGCAAGCUAAGUGGUUAUUUGCCUCUGAAAUCGACUCAAGUCGAUAAUGAAAUAUCGCAACACAAAAGCUACGAAGCGCAAAUCAAAGAGUUCAAUGAGGGCGAUCUUAACGACCUCCUGAAACUUGGCAACAGCGUGCUGAAGGAAUGCGACGAAAACGAUAAGGAACGUCUGCAGCAGCUCUUGCAAGAGGUUAAGGACGAAUACGAGCAUCUUAAAUCGGAAUCCUCGCAAAAAAUUCAGGCGCUUUCAGAUUUGCAACAGGGCCGCAAACAGUUCGAAGGCGAAAUUGAUGAGUGCAUCGAUUGGUUGAAGGAAGCCGAGGUUGCCACUUCGUCGGAAAUCCGCGCUCCUAACCUGGAGGUGCUGGAAGAACAACUCGCUAAAUAUCAGAGUCUCGAGGAGGCUUCGAAGAGAGUACAGUCGAACAUAGAGAAAAUAGUCGAGCAAGGUAAAGCUAUACUGCCUACAAUAAGCGAGUCGGAUAAAUUGAUUCUCAAUGAAAUGUUGAGCGAUAUAAAGGAUCGUCACAGAAGAAUCGCUAAUUUGAUACAAGACAGAACAAACGCCCUUAAACAAAAUAUACAGCAGAUUAAGGAUAACAAGGCGCGAUUGGAAGAAAGCGUGCAAUUUGUGCAGGACAUCCAAAACCAACUCAAAGAACUCAAUAAACCAAUUGGUACCAAAGUGGAAGAUGUCCAGCAAGUACUCAGCACCUACGAAAGAAUUCUUAAGGAUUUAAAGGAUAACAAAGCCAAAUUCGGUGACGUUUCCGGCUCGCCGGAGCUACAGAGCGUUCUGAAUAUGCAAGACGAACUAAUUAAAUCAAUUGAAGAUCAAAUAGCCAAACUUAGACAACUCCUGUUACUUAGAGAACAAUAUUUGGCGCUUAUAACCGAAAUUAUGACUUUCAUAACGAAAUACACCGAAAUAGUGCGGGAUAUAGAACGGUCCGGGGGUACGAUAGAAGAAAAGAUUAAAAAGUACGACGACGUCAUCGUGAAAAUACAAGAAUGCGAAGCCAUGCUCGCUUCGGCGGCCGACAAAGGACAGCAAAUAGCAGCUGACGGGUCCGCACAGGACAGCAACACGAUCACGCAACAAAUACAGUCGCUGAAGCAGUCCUUGUUGAAUUUGAGACGCGCAGUCGAGAAACAAAGGCAAGAACACGAGAACACUGCGGCUGAAUACAAAAAAUUGGCCGCGGAGCUGGAGGAGAUCCUCGAUUGGCUCCACGCUAACGAAGCCAACGUCAAGUCGAGACCGUUGUUGAGCAGGGACGUUGACAGUUGCGAAAAGGAGAUAACCAAGCAUAGAGAGUUGGCUUUGAACGUGAACACGUAUUUGGAUAAAAUAAGGAAGAUCCAGGAGGGCAGCAGGCACGAUGAAAGCAUGCCGGGGGCGUUGCAAGAAAAGCUGUCCGAAGCUAAUUCGCUGUUGACAUCGUUGCCGCGCGAGUUGGAAGAUCGCGGCAAGUAUCUGGAAAACAACAAGCAGCUGCGCGAGGCUUACGCCUUGCACAAGCAGAAGUUGUACGACUGGGUGCGCGAGGCGGAAAUCCGGCUCGGCAGCCACAAGGACGGCGUCGACUUCGAGAACAUCGUCACGGACUUGGAGGAGCACAAGAUAUUCUUCAGCACGGAGAGCAACGUGCGCGAGCUGGUGUCGCAGACGAUUCAGCAGGCCGCCGACAAGAUUUGGCCCAGUUUGACUCCUCUGGAGCAAGAAGAGCUCGGCAGGGAGCAACAGCAACACACGCAGGUGCUGAAGAACACCCUCAACUCUGCUAAGUCGCAGCGCGCGCAGCUGGAACAGGACUCAGAGGUUUGGAAGAAGUACUGUCAAGCUCUGGACAAGAUCAAGGCGGCCAUUGCCAGGACGAAAUUCACCGACGAACCGGUCUCCACAUUGGCAGGACUGCAUUUCAACGUGCAGAAGAUAACUCACGCCCUCAACGAUAUACAGAAUCAAAAACCCGAUCUCGACGUCCUUUUGCAUCAGGCUUCGGAAAUAUCAAAGCAAGCCGACGAGCGAAACCGUCAGCAAAUCAAGUCGCAGAGCGAACAGGUGUCAGAAGAGUGGCGCACGUUGGUCAGCGGUUUGGAGUUGCGAAGAGACACCCUAACGCAACUGGCGCAAAUCUGGGAAUCGUUCGAGGGCCGCUGGCAAAAUUUCGAAGGGAUACUUUCCGGUCUGGAAGAACGCUCCAAGCACAUCGAUCAAGUAGUCAGAAACAAGGACCAUGUGAUUGGCACAGUCAAAAGUGUUGAGGAGCUGCAAUCGGAAGCAGAAUCCCUGAAAAGUCACCAAAAAGAAGUCAACGAUUUGUCGAAUACUGUGCUUAUUUUCUUGAAAGAGUGUUCAGCUACUUCAGCUUCAGCUCUCACUGACAAGUUGCAGCAAUUGAAUCAAAAUUACGAAAGGCUUCUGACAAGCUUGAAAGAAAAACGCACCAAGUCCUUAAAGGAUCUAAGCGACAUUGAACGCGCUCUGAUCGAAAUAGCUCAAAAAAGGCUCCUCCUUAAAGAACUCAGUCAGGAGGUGCAAGAUUUUUACAUUUACGGUCAAAAUCUACAAGAGACCGAAUCCAACUUUAACCAGCUUCAAACCAAGGUCAAGUCCGAGGUAUUCGAAGCUAAAAACUUGUGCGUCGAGCUGCGAAACAGUUACAAUAAGUUUCAGCAGCUCGUACCGUCUGACAUCGCUCAAGAGUUGAACCAAUUGGAGUUGAUUACCGAGUCCAUUACGAACGCGAUGGAGGAAAAAGACAGGGAGUUCAAAAAAGCCAGGACCACACGCACCGAAUACAACAAUGACGUCGAGGAAAUUCAAGGAUGGAUCAAAGAUGCAGAAAUUAAGGUACAAGAUCGCUCAAUCGAACCUCAUGUAUUCCAAGAAUCCCUUCAACAAAUCCAAUCCGAACUGUCCAACGUUACCGAGAAGAUGGAGAAAAUCACGAAAAACGGCAAAACCAUAAUCGAAAAUACUCGCGACCCGAAAGAGAAGCAACUCAUUCAAUCGACAAUAAAAGACCUGACCGACCAACUCAACCAAAUCAGAACGUGGCUGGAGGAAAAGCGGCAACAGGUCGGCGAAACUUUGGACGCUUGGCAACGUUUCCUCAACCUGUACAAACAGGUCAUGCAGUGGGUCCAAGAGAAGAGGGUGUUCUUAAAGGAACCACUCUAUAUUAGUACUCUGCCGGAGGCCAAACAAAAACUACACGAUUACUCCAAUGCUGUUAAAAGCUGCAAGUCAGUAACAAAGAAUCUAAGCGAUAUGGCUAAAGAAUUGGAAUAUAUAGGUGGCGUUACCAGCGUUGGAGAUCUUCCUCAUAAGAUGGAAGAGGCGGAGGAAUUGAAGACUGAAGUGGAAGCUCAAAUUUUAGAGAGGAACGCUUUACUUCAAGAAACGUCCGAAGAAUGGGAACAAUGCGAGAAAAAGAUGAAGGACGUUCGAGGUUGGAUAGAGAAAACUAAAACGGCUCUGGAUUCUCAACAGAACAAGAAGAAACCAUUGAGGGACCAACAUGCGCUUAGAGAGAAAAUGCUGGGCGACAUACAAAUUCAAAAGACGAAGAUAUCUUUGUCUGUUGAGAAACUUCAGCUUCACUUUAGAUCUGGAGUGGGCGGCGAUGCCAAGGUGACGCAGUCCGCGAAGGAGCUACUUGCCGAGUUGGACGACUUGAAUGGUUCCAUCAAGAGCCAGAUCGAGCAAUUGGAGAACGCCAUCAACCAGGUGGACCAGUACCAGUUGGAGGUUCAGCAGCUCCGGCAGCAGAUCGUGCAGGUGGAGCAGCAGUUGCGAGCCGCCAUGGCUCCGACGUACCUGCCCAACGACCGAGACCAGGCGCUGAAAGAGCAACAGGCGGACAUCCGACAACGCAUCGCCGUCCUCUGCGGAUGCAUCAGGCGCGUGGAUCCUUACUGCGUCGUAGCGGAUCCCGAGCCCUUGCUAGGCGCGUCUUACGCGGACAUCGCCGCAGGACGAUCUCACUCGCAAGACAGAAGAUCCCUGUCACCUGCUCACCCCGCAUCCCGAAAACCGGUCUCUGAGACAACAAUUAAAACUCACAUCACGCACCAUACAGAAUCGGUGCCUACGAUCGUCGAGCCUGUGAAGGAAGUCCAGGCGACGCCCCGUAAAAGUCGUUCGCCCAGAAGAAGAGCCGAAACGCCCCAGAUCAAGGUUGAAACCGAGCCGAGCGAAGAAGUCAUCCGCAUGACUUUGGAGCCAUGCGAAAACGAAAAUAUUUCAGUCACUAUGACUACCGUUGACGUUACUAAUAAACCGAUUCGUUCCGUGUCUCCUUCAAACUACUUAAGGUCCGAAAGUAAAGCGAGAAGUCGCUCCAAGAGUCCCAUGUGGAAUCCUGGUUCGACUUCUUACGCGGAAAUGCUUAGAGGACAAUAUUUAGAGCAUUAUCAGCUAGGUCAUAAUGCAUCUGAAAUUAACGUUACAAUGAAAAAUAAUCCAAAUCAAUUAAAUAGAGUCGAACAAAGACCAGCUCAAUAUUCCACGCCUAUUGAAGUACCCAAACCUGAACCGCAAGUUGCAAUUACAAGCACAAAUACACAAAUGACUUAUUAUCCCACUCAGACUAUCGAGGAAACGUUACCUCAAAUGACAUACCAAAACGUACAACAACAAAUGAACUAUCGCACAGAUCAAUACAUAGACACACAAACCUGGAACCAGUACACGCAACAACAGUACACUUACCAACAAUUAGCGCAACAAUACAACCAAGCACAGGGCUACUAUCAAAACCCGCAGCCAAACAUUUUAGACUACAUUCAGCCGAUUCCAGACAUGGUCAGUUUCAUUGCAAACAAUCAGCAACUAAUGGAUUCCGGUUUGGGUAAUUAUCAAACUUCCGUUCAGUAUCCUGAUAUGUACGCGGUAAAUCAAUCGGUUUAUGAUAACGCAACGGCUUACUACGGCAACGUGGACCUUCCUACACAGGUUUACGAAAGUAGACAGCAAUCUUAUGGCGACUUGCCUCAAACCCAACCUGAACCGCAAACAACUCAAGAGGUUAUGAUUCAAACGCAGCAGCAACCAGCUGAAUAUUUAGAGAGCGAGAGCGAUCAGUUUUCGUACGCGCGAGUUUUGUCUCAGGGACUGGGCAGUGCACCUUUUCAACCAUCCAGUACACCGCAAACGCAACCGACCGCACGAUACGCUCCCGAACACAAAUCUUCGAUGCGUGGACCUCGUUCCAAGCAUACGGAAGAAACGAGGGAGCACCAAACGCGCAAAUCAACAAAGGAUAGUCGCAACUCUGCGACGAAUCCCAGUGUUGCGGCAAAGCAACACGUUUAUAGCAGUAGAAAAGAUUAUCGAGACAACGAAUUUGAUAGAGUUCAAAGACCGAAACACCAUGGAGAGCCCCGAGGGGGUGGUGUCGACGUUAACGAACGUUUUCCCUAUGAACAAGACUUUACUAAUAAAUCCUAUAGUGAUGUAGAAAAGUUCCCGAAUACAGAUAAAAAGAUUCGAAAACAAACUAACGAGAAUUACGAAAUAACGAAACAUAUCGAGCAAAAGCCUGAUAAAAAUAAGUCGCAUGUUAAGCAAAUCAAAGUAACGAAGACUACAGAAACAACAGUCGAACCUGUAAUAAUCGAUAAGAAUGUCAAAACAAAACAAAUCGUUAUCAAAGAAACGAAAACAAUGGUAACAGACCAACCAGAAGAAACAAUUACUAAAACCAAAGAAGAGUCUUCGCCAGAACCAGAACCAAAACAAUCUAUCAUAGGCAAAGUUAUAUCCUCAGUCUUUGGCAAAAAGACCAAAAAAGAAAUCCAUAAUGAGCCUUCGGGAAGCCCAAACUCAUGGGCUUCUAUAGCCAGCAAACCUGCUAAGCCUCAAGAACCUAAACAACCACAGACAAAAACCACCGAAGUUCUAAUUAUUAAACCUAAAGAUAAAAAAACCAAAAGACCAAACAUUUCAAAUGAAUUAAUUGCAAACGAAUCUAAAUUCGAUAAACCACAACCAUCUACGCAAAGUAAAAAUCGCAAGAUUCCCGAAGCAGUUGAAACCACCAAACUUGUCACCGCACCAGUACCAGAAACUUUUGAAACAGUAGAAACUGUUACUACCACAGUAACGACUAAUUCCUGGGCUAAUAUCGCCAGUAAAAACGCAAAACCAGAAUUACCUAAGGUUGAAGCUCCCAAACAAAAACCCAAACCACUAUGGAUGACGACACCAAUAUUUAAAAAAUCAGAACCGGAAAAGGAAGAUGUAGAAGAACCUCAUGAUAGCGAGGAAAAGAAAUCGAAGAAAAAGAAACAUAAGAAGAAGCCUCAUGAAAAUGUUACGGAGCAUAAACCUUCAUUUGUUAUCAGAGAAGAAAUAUUGCAUAUUUCCGAUAAGGAGGAGGAUGAGCCUGAAUAUAGGCCACAAGUACCCAAAAAGAAAAAGGGCAAGAAAACUAUCACCAAAACAAAUUCAAGUGAAACAGAAUCAGAAACAACAACUUGGGUAAACAAAACCAUGACAACCAUCACUACAACAGGUGGAGAACAUGAGGACAGUGCAAAAUCAUCUUCUGAUGAGGAUAAAAAAUCCAAAAAGAAGAAACACAAGAAAGAAACAAAAUAUGUAGAUAACAUUAAUACUACUGAAGAAAUUCUCCAAAAGAAAUCUAUUGAGCCUAAAGUUACGAAACUUACUGAAACAAGUAGCAAAAUUGUAACUCCUGAUCAAAAUAAGGCAUUUAUUAACAAUGAGAAAUUAAUUCAAGAAACACUUACUGUAUCAACUACAACCAAAACAAUUGUUACGGAAAUACCAUCUACUACUGAAACGAUUUCUUGGGCUAAUGUUACUGGCAAAAAUGCCCAACCAACUACAAAUGUGGAAAAAAUAGCUGAAAAAGAGGUUAAACCUAUUGUUGAAAAAAUAGAAACAAUAACCUCUGUUGUAACAGAAGAAAAAGCUUUCCCAUCAGAUGAUGAGGUAUCCACAGAUGACAAAUCUAAAAAGAAGAAACGCAGGAAACAACCAAAAGAGGAAGACAACAAACCUGCUUUUACAAUUACCGAAGAAAUUCUACACAUUCCUGAUGAAGUUGAAGAAUCGCAGAAACCCAAAGCCCCUAAAAGGGAGAAGAAAAAACCUGUUCAACUUAAGGUCACAGAAUUUACUGAAACAAUUAAUAAAAUUGUAACUUCUGAUCAAAACAAGGCAUUUAUUGACAAUGAAAAAUCAUGCCAAGAUAAUGUAAUGACUACCACCAAAACAAUUGUUACGGAAAAACCGUCUGCUACAGAACCAAAUUCUUGGGCUAAUAUUACAAGCAAAAAUGCUACAACUGUGGAAAACAUAGUUAAAAAAGAAGUGAAACCUAUUGUUGAAAAAAUUGAAACUGUUACAACUGUUGUAACAGAAGAACAAGAUUCCCCAUCUGAUGAGGAGAUAUCCACAGGUAAAAAAUCUAAAAAGAAGAAACACAAGAAACAUCCAAAAGAGGUGGAAAAUAAACCUGAAUUUACAAUUACCGAAGAAAUUCUACACAUUCCUGAUAAAAUUGAAGAACCAGAGAAACCAAAAGUACCUAAAAAACAAAAGGGCAAGAAACCUGGUGAUGAACCCAAGAUUACCGAAUUUAUUGAAACAAGUAGUAAAAUUGCAACCCCUGAUCAAAAUAAGGCAUUUAUUGACAAUGAAAAAUCAACUCAAGAAACAGUUACGACUGUAACAACUACUAGCAAAACAAUUGUUACGGAAAUACCAUCUACUACUGAAACGAUUUCUUGGGCGAAUGUUACUAGCAAAAAUGCCCAACCCACUAAAACUGUUGAAAAAAUAGUUAAAAAAGAGGUAAAACCAACAGUUGAAAAAACAGAAACAUUAACCACUGCUGUAACAGAAGAAAAAGAUUCCACAUCGGAUGAUGAGGUAUCUACAGAUAAAAAAUCGAAGAAGAAGAAGAAACACAAGAAACAACCAAAAGAGGUAGAAAAUAAACCUGAAUUUACUAUUACCGAAGAAAUUCUACACAUUCCUGAUAAAAUUGAAGAACCAAAGAAACCAAAAGUACCUAGACAACAAAAGGGCAAGAAACCUGGUGAUGAACCCAAGAUUACCGAAUUUACUGAAACAAGUAGUAAAAUGGAUAUUCCUGAUCAAAAUAAGGCAUUCAUUGAGAAUGAAAAGUCAACUCAAGAAACAGUUACGACUGUAACAACUACCAGCAAAACAAUUGUUACGGAAAUGCCAUCUACUACAGAAACGAUUUCUUGGGCUAAUAUUACUAGCAAAAAUGUCCCUUCAGAUGAGGUAUCCACAGAACAACCAAAAGAAGUAGACAACAAACCUGCCUUCAAUAUUACUGAUGAAAUCCAAGAUAUUUCUGAAGUUAAAGAACCUAAAAAACCAAAGGCUCCAGAAAGACAAAGGAAAGACAAAAAACAACCUAGUGAAACUGUUACUAAAACUGUUACAACCACUGAAGACAUUCCAUUAGAGGCGGGUGAAACAACCAAGAAAACAACUACUACAACAACCGUUACAACAGUAACAAGUCAAUCUAUGGAAACAUUGACAACUAAAAGCAACGGUGUUAUCCAAGAAACAACUGUAAAAGAGGGUAAUUCUGGUGAUGAUACCAAACAAAUAGUGGGAACAGAAAGGACUGUAAUAAACGGAGGUGCUGAUAAAAAUACGAUUGUACUUAUAACUCAUGAAGAAGUGAGGAUGAAGCCUGUGGUUUCCAUUAAAAUGGAAUUUGUACAACCUGAAGUACUGGAAAUUGAACGCAUAGAAAAGGGACCAACGAUAACUGAAACCGUUGUUUCAGAACAAAAGGUUAUUAAAGAGGUUAGCGAAAACGGCAGUUUAACAACUGUUACAACUUUAAAGGAAACGUAUCCAAUUGUGACAGAUACUAAAACGAUAAUAACAACAACCACCACCAGUCCUACUGAAGACGAGGUUGAUGUGACUGAGUUUGAGCAAGUUAUAUUCGGUUCCGUAAAACCAAGACCGGGUCAGAACAAAAAUCAAGACUUGGUCAUCGAAAACUUAUCGAAAGAAGAUAAAGCGUAUUGCAAACAAUUGGAAGAAAAGAUGAAGAAAAAGAAGAAACGAGGGGGUUUACCUUUGGAGUUUUUGUUGGAGGACCCGUCAGUUCUAGCUGGUCCUAAGUCAACAGAGGUUGACAUAAAUGUCACACAGACAAUGACAAGAUCGGACUCGAUUGUUGAAUUUGAAGUAAAUGAUAUUCAGGACGUUAUGAAUGUUUUAGAAACCAAAGACCAACAGAAAAUUAAAAGUAAAGGCAAACAAUCAGACAGUGAGAGUGAUUCAAAGGUUACAACUACUACUGUUACUACUCAAAAUGUUGUUGUAGAAGGUAAUAAAACGUUCGAAUGUAAGCAAGAAACAACAGUAAAAGGUGAUUUAGGUGAUUUUGUUAAGGUUUUAGAUGAAAAUAACGUUAUUUUAGAUGAGGGGGGUAAAGAUAGUAAUAAUAAAAAAGGUAAUAAAAAGAACAAAAAUAAGCCUGAAACAGCAGAUGAAGAAAGUGUUAAACCUAACUUAGAUAUUCGUAAAAGUGAUAUUAAGAGUGAAACAACAAAACUAAUAGAGAGUGAAAGUACAUCACAGGUAACGGAAAUUAUUGACCAAAAUAGGUUAAGUAUAAUUCAACAAAUGAUGCAGGAAACUAAACAGAGAUAUUCAUUUAAAGAGGACAAAGAACCUAAAAAAGAACCAGAGCAAGAUUCAUCAAGCUCCAAGAAGAAAAAGAAGAAGAAACAAAAAACGGUUUCGUUCGAGGAAAUACCUCACGUAAUUCAAUUACCGGAAGUUGAGGCUGUUAAAGAUGCAGUAGACGAUCAGUGGGUGAAUGUUGAACCUGUCAAAGAAGAAAAACCGGCUUACAAAGAUGACGAAAUCGAGGCUACCGGGUGGGAGCAUAUUGAACCGGCAGAAAUAAGCGGGCAAAAGGUUGACGAUCUUUCGGAGUCCUUUGUUAAGAUUCCAUUGAACAAAUCUGCUACUAAAGAAGAUUUGUUCGAAAAGGUAGUCGAAAACGAACCAGCAUUGGUUAUAACGGAAGAGGUUGUAGUUAUACCUGAAGAAAUGGUCGAAGUAUGUAAAAAACCUAAGCUACCAAAAUGCGAUAUAGAUACUCUCAAAGAGUUUAUUAUCAAUGAACAGACUGAUAUUAUCGUAAAAGAACAACCGCAAAUAAUAAAAAAGGUUGAAACUACAGCAACCAUUAGUUCUUUGGCAAAUAUUGCCAGCAAAAAUGCACAACCUGAAAAAUCAAUUAUUUCCAUUGAAAAAUCGGAAGAGAAACCAGAGCCUACACCACGACCAAUUGUUGAAAUUAAACCUGAGAAGCCAAAAGAAAGUGUAACUAUCGUAGAAACAGUUAAGGAAACUGUAGUUGAGCAACCAAAGAUAAGUGAAACUAUGGAAACAAUAGUCACAACGACAAGCUCCUGGGCAAAUAUUGCUGGUAAAAAUGCUCACCCUGAACAGCCCAUCAUUUCUGCAAAGGAACCUAAAAAAUCAAAAGAAGAACCUAUUAUUGAAGCUAAGAUUAUAAUUGAGCCAAAAAUAGAAUCAGAAUCUGAACCUGAAGACUCUGUUUCUAAGAAAUCUAAGAAGAAGAAACACCACAAAAAACAUCACGAUGAGAAACCAGAAAGUAAACCAGCAUUUGUGGUUACUGAGGAAAUAACUCAUAUUUCUGGAGACGAUGAGCCUUCGAAAUAUCAAUACCAACCACCUAAGAAUAAGAAACACCACAAAAAACAUCACGAUGAGAAACCAGAAAGUAAACCAGCAUUUGUAGUUACUGAGGAAAUAACUCAUAUUUCUGGAGACGAUGAGCCUUCGAAAUAUCAAUACCAACCACCUAAGAAUGCACCAAGAAAGAAACCAGAGGCUAAAUCAGAACCAAUUGAUAAAAUUAAACCUGAGAUGCCCACAGAACCAAUUGAUAAAAUUAAACCUGAGAUGCCCAAAGAAAGUGUAACUAUUGUGAAAACAGUUAAGGAAACUGUGGUUGAGCAACCAAAGAUAAGUGAAACUACGGAAACAAUAGUCACAACAACGACAAGCUCCUGGGCAAAUAUUGCUGGCAAAAAUGCUCACCCUGAACAGCUCAUAAUUUCUACAAAGGAACCUAAAAAAUCAAAAGAAGAACCUAUUAUUGAAGCUAGGGUUGUAAUUGAGCCAAAAAUAGAAUUAGAAUCUGAACAUGAAGACCUUAUUUCUAAGAAAUCUAAGAAGAAGAAACACCACAAAAAACAGCACGAUGAGAAACCAGAAAGUAAUCCAGCAUUUGUAGUUACUGAGGAAAUAACUCAUAUUUCUGGAGAAGCUGAACCUUCGAAAUAUCAAUACCAACCACCUAAGAAUGCACCAAGAAAGAAACCAGAUCCUAAAUCACAACCAAUUGAUGAAAUUAAACCUGAGAAGCCCAAAGAAAGUGUAACUAUUGUAGAAACAGUUAAAGAAACUGUGGUUGAGCAACCAAAGAUAAGUGAAACUAUGGAAACAAUAGUUACAACAACUACAAGUUCGUGGGCAAAUAUUGCUGGCAAAAAUGCCCAACCCCAAAGACCUGUGAAACCUCUCGAAGAUAUUAAAAAGCCUGAGUACAAUCCAGUUGUCCAGGCCAAGGUUGACAAACAGCCUAAGACAGAAUCGGAAUCUGAACAUGACGAUACGGUUUCUAAAAAAUCUAAAAAGAAGAAGCAUCACAAAAAACAUCACGAUGAAAAACCAGAAAAUAAACCAGCCUUUGUUAUUACAGAAGAAAUUAAACAAAUACUGGAAGAUAAUAAACCAUCUGAAUAUGAAUUCAAACCGCCUAAAAAUAAACAUAAAAAGAAACAACAAACUACCACUUUUGUAGAAAAGGAAACUAAAGAACAACAAAUUGUAGUGGAGUCUAAAGAUGUCGCUAAAUCUGACAUUAAUACUGAAUUCAUUGUAAAUGAAACUACUGUCACUGUUGUAGAACAGCCUAAAAUACCUGAAAUUACUAAAACAACAGGUACUACAACAAGUUCAUGGGCAAAUAUUGCCGGUAAAAAUUCUCAACCUCAACAACCAAAACCUGUGGAAGAAUUCAAAAAGCCUGAAUCAAAACCAAUUGCUCACCCCAAGAUUGACACUAAACCAAAGGUAGAAUCACCUAAAAAGACCCAGGAAAUUGUAACUAUUGCAGAAACUGUGGUAGAGCAACCAAAGAUAAGUGAAACUAUUGAAACAAUUGUCACAACAACUACAAGCUCUUGGGCAAACAUUGCCGGCAAAAACGCCAAACCUCAACAACCAGCAAUAACUCCUGUUGAGAUUGUUAAAAAGCCUGUGUACACACCAGUUUUCUUGCCAAAAACUGAGAAACAACCUAAGACAGAAUCAGAGUCUGAACAGGAUGAUGCCGUUUCUAAAAAAUCUAAAAAGAAAAAGCAUCACAAAAAACAUCAGGAUGAAAAACCUGAAAGUAAGCCUGCCUUUGUUAUAACAGAAGAAAUUACGGAUAUUACUGAAGAUCAAAAACCUUCUAAAUAUGAAUAUCAACCUCCUAAAAAUAAAUCAAGAAAGAAACCUGAAGCUAAAACUAAGCCGGAACAAGUCAAGGAAAUUAAACCUAAACAACCUGAAGAUGUUUCUAAACCUGAUUUUAACACUCAAUUCAUUAUAAACGAACAAACUACUGUCUAUUCUAAACCAAUUGACAAACCUGACACCAAAAAGCCUAAAGAAAUUGUUACUGUCACAAAAACCGUGGAAACUAUAAAAGAACCUAAAUUUACCGAAACUACAGAAACAACAGUUACAACAACGACUUGUUCUUGGGCAAAUAUUGCCGGCAAAAAUGCUCAACCCCAAGAACAUAUUGCUCCUGUUGAGGAUGUUAAAAAGCCUGAGUACACACCAGUUGUUCUGCCUAAGAUUGAGAAACAGUUCAAGACAGAAUCAGAAUUAGAACAAGGCGAUACGGUUUCUAAAAAAUCUAAAAAGAAGAAACAUCACAAAAAACAUAAUGAUGAAAAACCUGAAAGUAAACCUGCCUUUGUUAUUACAGAAGAAAUUACGCAUAUUACUAAAGAUCAAGAACCUUCUAAAUAUCAAUAUCAACCUCCUAAAAAUGAAGCGAGAAAGAAACCUGAACCAAAAACUGAUCCUGAUCCAAUCAAGGAUAUUAAACCUAAAAAAUCCGAAGAAACUGUGUCUGUCGUAGAAACUAAAUUAGAACAACCUAUUGUAGGGGAAUCUAAAGUUAUCUCUAAACCUGAUUUUAACACUCAAUUUAUUAUAAACGAACAAACUACUGUCGACAUUAAAACAGUUGAAAAGCCCGACGAUAAAAAGCCUAAAGAAAUUGGUACUGUCACAAAAACAGUGGAAACUGUAGAACAGCCUAAAGUUACCGAAACUAUAGAAACAACAGUCACUACAACGACUUGCUCUUGGGCAAAUAUUGCUGGCAAAAAUGCCCAACCUCAACAACCUAUUGCUCCUGUUGAGGAUGUUAAAAAGCCUGAGUACACACCAGUUGUUCUGCCUAAGACUGAGAAACAGCCUGAGACAGAAUCAGAGUCUGAACAGGAUGAUGCAGUUUCUAAAAAAUCUAAAAAGAAAAAACAUCACAAAAAACAUCAUGAUGAAAAACCUGAAAGUAAACCUGCCUUUGUUAUUACAGAAGAAAUUAAGCAUAUUACUGAAGAUCAAGAACCUUCUAAAUAUCAAUAUCAACCUCCUAAAAAUGAAGCAAGAAAGAUACCUGGACCUAAAACUGAUCUUGAACCAGUCAAGGAUAUUAAACCUAAAAAAUCCGAAGAAACUGUGUCUGUCGUAGAAACUAAAUUAGAACAACCUAUUGUAGUGGAAUCUAAACUUGUUUCUAAACCUGAUUUUAACACUCAAUUUAUUAUAAACGAACAAACUACUGUCGACAUAAAAACAAUUGAAAAGCCCGACGAUAAAAAGCCUAAAGAAAUUGUUACUGUCACAAAAACAGUGGAAACUGUAGAACAACCUAAAGUUACCGAAACUAAAGAAACAACAGUUACAACAACGACUUGUUCUUGGGCAAAUGUUGCUGGAAAAAAUGCCCAACCUCAACAGCCUAUUGCUCCUGUUGAGGAUGUUAAAAAGCCUGAGUACACACCAGUUGUUCUGCCUAAGACUGAGAAACAGCCUGAGGCAGAAUCAGAGUCUGAACAGGAUGAUACAGUUUCUAAAAAAUCUAAAAAGAAAAAACAUCACAAAAAACAUCAUGAUGAAAAACCUGAAAGUAAACCUGCCUUUGUUAUUACAGAAGAAAUUACGCAUAUUACUGAAGAUCAAGAACCUUCUAAAUAUCAAUAUCAACCACCUAAAAAUGAAGCAAGAAAGAAACCUGAACCUAAAACUGAUCCUGAACCAGUCAAGGAUAUUAAACCUAAAAAAUCCGAAGAAACUGUGUCUGUCGUAGAAACUAAAUUAGAACAACCUAUUGUAGUGGAAUCUAAACUUGUUUCUAAACCUGAUUUUAACACUCAAUUUAUUAUAAACGAACAAACUACUGUCGACAUUAAAACAAUUGAAAAGCCCGACGAUAAAAAGCCUAAAGAAAUUGUUACUGUCACAAAAACAGUGGAAACUGUAGAACAACCUAAAGUUACCGAAACUAAAGAAACAACAGUUACAACAACGACUUGUUCUUGGGCAAAUGUUGCUGGAAAAAAUGCCCAACCUCAACAACCUAUUGCUCCUGUUGAGGAUGUUAAAAAGCCUGAGUACACACCAGUUGUUCUGCCUAAGACUGAGAAACAGCCUGAGAUAGAGUCAGAGUCUGAACAGGAUGAUACAGUUUCUAAAAAAUCUAAAAAGAAAAAACAUCACAAAAAACAUCAUGAUGAAAAACCUGAAAGUAAACCUGCCUUUGUUAUUACAGAAGAAAUUACGCAUAUUGCUGAAGAUCAAGAACCUUCUAAAUAUCAAUAUCAAGCUCCUAAAAAUGAAGCGAGAAAGAAACCUGAACCUAAAACUGAUCCUGAACCAGUCAAGGAUAUUAAACCUAUAAAAUCCGAAGAAACUGUGUCUGUCGUAGAAACUAAAUUAGAACAACCUAUUGUAGUGGAGACUAAAGUUGUUUCUAAACCUGAUUUUAACACUCAAUUCAUAAUAAAUGAACAAACUACUGUCGAAACUAAACCAAUUGAAAAGCCCGACGCCAAAAAGCCUAAAGAAAUUGUUACUGUAACAAAAACAGUGGAAACUGUAGAACAACCUAAAGUUACCGAAACUAAAGAAACAACAGUUACAACAACGACUUGUUCUUGGGCAAACAUUGCUGGCAAAAAUGCCCAACCUCAACAACCUAUUGCUCCUGUUGAGGAUGUUAAAAAGCCUGAGUACACACCAGUUGUUCUGCCUAAGACUGAGAAACAGCCUGAGAUAGAGUCAGAGUCUGAACAGGAUGAUACAGUUUCUAAAAAAUCUAAAAAGAAAAAACAUCACAAAAAACAUCAUGAUGAAAAACCUGAAAGUAAACCUGCAUUUGUUAUUACAGAAGAAAUUAAGCAUAUUACUGAAGAUCAAGAACCCUCCAAAUAUCAAUAUCAACCUCCUAAAAAUGAAGCAAGAAAGAAACCUGAACCUAAAAGUGAUCCGGAGCCAGUCAAGGAUAUUAAACCUAAAAAAUCCGAAGAAACUGUGUCUGUCGUAGAAACUAAAUUAGAACAACCUAUUGUAGUGGAAUCUAAAGUUGUUUCUAAACCUGAUUUUAACACUCAAUUUAUUAUAAACGAACAAACUACUGUCGACAUUAAAACAAUUGAAAAGCCGGACGCCGCAAAGCCUAAAGAAAUUGUUACUGUCACAAAAACAGUGGAAACUGUAGAACAACCUAAAGUUACCGAAACUAAAGAAACAACAGUUACAACAACGACUUCUUCUUGGGCAAAUAUUGCUGGGAAAAAUGCCCAACCUCAACAACCUAUUGCUCCUGUUGAGGAUGUUAAAAAGCCUGAGUACACACCAGUUGUUCUGCCUAAGACUGAGAAACAGCCUGAGACAGAAUCAGAGUCUGAACAGGAUGAUACAGUUUCUAAAAAAUCUAAAAAGAAAAAACAUCACAAAAAACAUCAUGAUGAAAAACCUGAAAGUAAACCUGCCUUUGUUAUUACAGAAGAAAUUACGCAUAUUGCUGAAGAUCAAGAACCUUCUAAAUAUCAAUAUCAACCUCCUAAAAAUGAAGUAAGAAAGAAACCUGAACCUAAAACUGAUACGGAGCCAGUCAAGGAUAUUAAACCUAAAAAAUCCGAAGAAACUAAAUUAGAACAACCUAUUGUAGUGGAAUCUAAAGUUGUUUCUAAACCUGAUUUUAACGCUCAAUUUAUUAUAAACGAACAAACUACUGUCGACAUUAAAACAAUUGAAAAGCCCGACGAUAAAAAGCCUAAAGAAAUUGUUACUGUCACAAAAACAGUAGAAACUGUAGAACAACCUAAAGUUACCGAAACUAAAGAAACAACAGUUACAACAACGACUUGUUCUUGGGCAAAUAUUGCUGGCAAAAAUGCCCAACCUCAACAACUUAUUGCUCCUGUUGAGGAUGUUAAAAAGCCUGAGUACACACCAGUUGUUCUGCCUAAGACUGAGAAACAGCCUGAGGCAGAAUCAGAGUCUGAACAGGAUGAUACAGUUUCUAAAAAAUCUAAAAAGAAAAAACAUCACAAAAAACAUCAUGAUGAAAAACCUGAAAGUAAACCUGCCUUUGUUAUUACAGAAGAAAUUACGCAUAUUACUGAAGAUCAAGAACCUUCUAAAUAUCAAUAUCAACCUCCUAAAAAUGAAGCAAGAAAGAAACCUGAACCUAAAACUGAUCCUGAACCAGUCAAGGAUAUUAAACCUAAAAAAUCCGAAGAAACUGUGUCUGUCGUAGAAACUAAAUUAGAACAACCUAUUGUAGUGGAAUCUAAGGUUGUUUCUAAACCUGAUUUUAACACUCAAUUCAUAAUAAAUGAACAAACUACUGUCGAAAGUAAACCAAUUGAAAAACCCGACACCAAAAAGCCUAAAGAAAUUGUUACUGUAACAAAAACAGUGGAAACUGUAGAACAACCUAAAGUUAUCGAAACUAAAGAAACAACAGUUACAACAACGACUUGUUCUUGGGCAAAUAUUGCUGGCAAAAAUGCCCAACCUCAAAAACCUAUUGCUCCUGUUGAGGAUGUUAAAAAGCCUGAGUACACACCAGUUGUUCUGCCUAAGACUGAGAAACAGCCUGAGGCAGAAUCAGAGCCUGAACAGGAUGAUACAGUUUCUAAAAAAUCUAAAAAGAAAAAACAUCACAAAAAACAUCCUGAUGAAAAACCUCAAAGUAAACCUGCAUUUGUUAUUACAGAAGAAAUUACGCAUAUUACUGAAGAUCAAGAACCUUCUAAAUAUCAAUAUCAACCUCCUAAAAAUGAAGCAAGAAAGAAACCUGAACCUAAAACUGAUCCUGAACCAGUCAAGGAUAUUAAACCUAAAAAAUCCGAAGAAACUGUGUCUAUCGUAGAAAGUACAUUAGAACAACCUAUUGUAGUGGAAUCUAAAGUUAUUUCUAAACCUGAUUUUAACACUCAAUUCAUAAUAAAUGAACAAACUACUGUCGAAAGUAAACCAAUUGAAAAACCCGACACCAAAAAGCCUAAAGAAAUUGUUACUGUAACAAAAACAGUGGAAACUGUAGAACAACCUAAAGUUACCGAAACUAAAGAAACAACAGUUACAACAACGACUUGUUCUUGGGCAAACAUUGCUGGCAAAAAUGCCCAACCUCAACAACCUAUUGCUCCUGCUGAGGAUGUUAAAAAGCCUGAGUACACACCAGUUGUUCUGCCUAAGACUGAGAAACAGCCUGAGGCAGAAUCAGAGUCUGAACAGGAUGAUACAGUUUCUAAAAAAUCUAAAAAGAAGAAACAUCACAAAAAACAUCCUGAUGAAAAACCUCAAAGUAAACCUGCAUUUGUUAUUACAGAAGAAAUUAAGCAUAUUACUGAAGAUCAAGAACCCUCCAAAUAUCAAUAUCAACCUCCUAAAAAUGAAGCAAGAAAGAAACCUGAACCUAAAAGUGAUCCGGAGCCAGUCAAGGAUAUUAAACCUAAAAAAUCCGAAGAAACUGUGUCUGUCGUAGAAACUAAAUUAGAACAACCUAUUGUAGUGGAAUCUAAAGUUGUUUCUAAACCUGAUUUUAACACUCAAUUUAUUAUAAACGAACAAACUACUGUCGACAUUAAAACAAUUGAAAAGCCGGACGCCGCAAAGCCUAAAGAAAUUGUUACUGUCACAAAAACAGUGGAAACUGUAGAACAACCUAAAGUUACCGAAACUAAAGAAACAACAGUUACAACAACGACUUCUUCUUGGGCAAAUAUUGCUGGGAAAAAUGCCCAACCUCAACAACCUAUUGCUCCUGUUGAGGAUGUUAAAAAGCCUGAGUACACACCAGUUGUUCUGCCUAAGACUGAGAAACAGCCUGAGACAGAAUCAGAGUCUGAACAGGAUGAUACAGUUUCUAAAAAAUCUAAAAAGAAAAAACAUCACAAAAAACAUCAUGAUGAAAAACCUGAAAGUAAACCUGCCUUUGUUAUUACAGAAGAAAUUACGCAUAUUGCUGAAGAUCAAGAACCUUCUAAAUAUCAAUAUCAACCUCCUAAAAAUGAAGUAAGAAAGAAACCUGAACCUAAAACUGAUACGGAGCCAGUCAAGGAUAUUAAACCUAAAAAAUCCGAAGAAACUAAAUUAGAACAACCUAUUGUAGUGGAAUCUAAAGUUGUUUCUAAACCUGAUUUUAACGCUCAAUUUAUUAUAAACGAACAAACUACUGUCGACAUUAAAACAAUUGAAAAGCCCGACGAUAAAAAGCCUAAAGAAAUUGUUACUGUCACAAAAACAGUAGAAACUGUAGAACAACCUAAAGUUACCGAAACUAAAGAAACAACAGUUACAACAACGACUUGUUCUUGGGCAAAUAUUGCUGGCAAAAAUGCCCAACCUCAACAACUUAUUGCUCCUGUUGAGGAUGUUAAAAAGCCUGAGUACACACCAGUUGUUCUGCCUAAGACUGAGAAACAGCCUGAGGCAGAAUCAGAGUCUGAACAGGAUGAUACAGUUUCUAAAAAAUCUAAAAAGAAAAAACAUCACAAAAAACAUCAUGAUGAAAAACCUGAAAGUAAACCUGCCUUUGUUAUUACAGAAGAAAUUACGCAUAUUACUGAAGAUCAAGAACCUUCUAAAUAUCAAUAUCAACCUCCUAAAAAUGAAGCAAGAAAGAAACCUGAACCUAAAACUGAUCCUGAACCAGUCAAGGAUAUUAAACCUAAAAAAUCCGAAGAAACUGUGUCUGUCGUAGAAACUAAAUUAGAACAACCUAUUGUAGUGGAAUCUAAGGUUGUUUCUAAACCUGAUUUUAACACUCAAUUCAUAAUAAAUGAACAAACUACUGUCGAAAGUAAACCAAUUGAAAAACCCGACACCAAAAAGCCUAAAGAAAUUGUUACUGUAACAAAAACAGUGGAAACUGUAGAACAACCUAAAGUUAUCGAAACUAAAGAAACAACAGUUACAACAACGACUUGUUCUUGGGCAAAUAUUGCUGGCAAAAAUGCCCAACCUCAAAAACCUAUUGCUCCUGUUGAGGAUGUUAAAAAGCCUGAGUACACACCAGUUGUUCUGCCUAAGACUGAGAAACAGCCUGAGACAGAAUCAGAGUCUGAACAGGAUGAUACAGUUUCUAAAAAAUCUAAAAAGAAGAAACAUCACAAAAAACAUCCUGAUGAAAAACCUCAAAGUAAACCUGCAUUUGUUAUUACAGAAGAAAUUACGCAUAUUACUGAAGAUCAAGAACCUUCUAAAUAUCAAUAUCAACCUCCUAAAAAUGAAGCAAGAAAGAAACCUGAACCUAAAACUGAUCCUGAACCAGUCAAGGAUAUUAAACCUAAAAAAUCCGAAGAAACUGUGUCUAUCGUAGAAAGUACAUUAGAACAACCUAUUGUAGUGGAAUCUAAAGUUAUUUCUAAACCUGAUUUUAACACUCAAUUCAUAAUAAAUGAACAAACUACUGUCGAAAGUAAACCAAUUGAAAAACCCGACACCAAAAAGCCUAAAGAAAUUGUUACUGUAACAAAAACAGUGGAAACUGUAGAACAACCUAAAGUUAUCGAAACUAAAGAAACAACAGUUACAACAACGACUUGUUCUUGGGCAAAUAUUGCUGGCAAAAAUGCCCAACCUCAACAACCUAUUGCUCCUGUUGAGGAUGUUAAAAAGCCUGAGUACACACCAGUUGUUCUGCCUAAGAUUGAGAAACAGUCCAAGACAGAAUCAGAAUCUGAACAAGACGAUACGGUUCCUAAAAAAUCUAAAAAGAAAAAACAUCACGAUGAAAAACCUGAAAGUAAACCUGCUUUUGUUGUUACCGAAGAAAUUACGCAUAUUACUGAAGAUCAAGAACCUUCUAAAUAUCAAUAUCAACCCCCUAGCAAUGAAUCAAGAAAGAAACCAGAGAAAGAUAUUAAUACAGAUUUUAUCGUAACUGAACAAACAACUCAAAUUACAACUACCGUACAAAAAACCGAUAAGUUGGCUGAAUUAAAUAUGAAAGAAAAAACUCCCGAAGAAACGGAAGAAAUUGUUAUUAUCGUGGAUGAAGAAAUAUUAACUUUAUUAAGAUACGAUAUUCUUCAAUUGUAUAGAGAAGAAGAAAUUUAUUACAUUAAUAGGGAACAAGAACAAGAUGUGGUAUUAGAACAAAUUAAUCCUGUGGUUAUAGAUGAGAAAUUGCCUUAUGAUAUAUUGUCUUUGGAAAACGCCGAAAUAAAAUGGUAUGAAGAUAAAGCCAAGCCCGCAGCUACAGAUCCUAAAGUAAUCGAACCUAUAGUAAUCGAGGACGAACAAACUGACAUUGACAUAACAGAACCUAAAUCCUUCCUUACACCAACCGCCCCAGAGUUCGUUCCUCAAUACCUAACUCAAACGGUCACUGCUACCAAGCCGUCCCAAUUCGAAGCUAUACUCGAGACCGCGACGGAAUUCGUGCCGAAAUCCGAACAGUCGCGUCUUAAUCCGUUCGCGGCCGAAUUCGUGCCGGUAUUCGAAGUUAAAACUCCCAGUGAAUUGGUGCAACCGAACGUCGAACUUCCGCAAACCUGGAUUUACAACGUGGUCGACGAAAACAUCGAAAUACCGCCCGAUCACGCCAGCAACUUGUGGGUGGAUCAGAUUCUCCACGAACCAGCUCUGGACGAGGAAAGCCUCCUGCCAAAAGACGUGGUUUCAGAGUUAAGUGCAGGCGGUGACGAGAUAACGCCUAAAGGCGGGAUUUUGUGGGCAAACAUAAUCGGCUCCAAAAAAUCGUCGCCAGUUGAGACUGUCAAGAAGGAACACAAACCUCAACCUGUACCAGAACCUAAAGAUAAGAAUCGACCAAAACCUAAAGUACCAGAACAACCUAAACCAAAAGUACAAGAAUCCAAACCUGAACCUAUUUUACAGCCUGUAAACGUUUGGGAAGAAUUAAAGAAAGGCGACAAAACUUACGCUGACGUAGUUGCUACGGCAAGCGAACAUCCCGUGGAAACCGUUAAAGAAACCGUUACGGUUAAAGUCCAAAAAGUAAAACCAGUUGUUGAAAUACGCGUCCAUGAAUCAGAGCAUCAAACCACUGAACCUUUGGUGGAGGUUGACAAAGAUGGUUUCAUAGUGCCUAAACACGAUAAGAAAUCACGUUCUAGAUCUAGAUCUAGAUCAACGCAAAAACAUACACCUAAAGUAACUUUGUCUGAGGAAUCUCCUGAUGAAAAACACAAAGAAAAGGAACCGAAGCGCAAGUCUAGAAAACCCGAAGAACCAAAACAACAUCAUAUUCCAGUAAUAGUAGUACCACAAGAAGAAGUGAUCGAAACUGUGGUAAUUGAAGAACAAAAUGUAUUUAUCAGGGACGUAGAGAAGUCAAAAAGCUAUGCCGGCAUUUUGGGUAGCAGAGAACCAUCUCCAAGACCUAAAUCUAAAGAACCGGAAACAAUUAAAUCAGACGAGGAAACCAAAGGAUCAAUAAAACACAAAAAAAGAGUUGAAAGAGUUUCUUCAGAUGACACAGAUACUGAAAAAUCCAGGACAAAACACAAAUCCAGAAAACGUCCUGGACAUACUCACAAUAUAACCGAGUUUGCCACCACAGAAACUAAACCUACAAUCGUUCAAGAAACAGUUACUACCACAAUAACUGAACCUAUAAUUUUGCAAGAGACUGUUGAAUAUCCGAAACCAGAAGAUUAUAAACCUGCCCCCAACUCCUGGGCCAGUAUAGCAAGCAAAAAACCAGAGCCGGUUGUAUCAGUCGUAGAACCUAAACCUGUUGCCAAACCAAGAGAGAAAGUGGAAAAACCUAAACCUAAGCCCAAACCCAAAGAGCAAGUUGUAACAGUUACUAAGGAAAUACUAUCAGAACCUGUUCUUAUGACAGAAAACAUAGUUCAACAACCUAAAAUAACCGAAACUAUAGAAACUGUAACAACUUCAAGUUCUUGGGCGAACAUAGCCAAGAAAAACGCUAAACCCAAUGCUCCAGUCAGAGAAAUUUACGAAGUAGAAAAACCGAAACCAUUUGAAUUUAACAUUGUUAAAACGUCGACUGUUAGCGAAGAUUCCACAACUGAUGAUGAAAAGCCCAAGAAAAAGAAACAUCAUAAGAAGAAGCACCAGGAACCUGUUGCUCAAGAACCAGCAUUCGUCAUCACAGAACAAAUACUGCACAUUCCAGAUGUUGCAGAAAGUGAGUCUGACGAGCAAACUAAAAAAGAAAAACCUAUGAAAAAACCCAAACAGAUUAAUGAACCAAUUAUUUCUUCCGAUAAUGAGGGUAUCGAAGAAACUGACGACUUUGUUUUUGUCGAUACUAGAAAAGAAACUCCAGCAGAAACAGCGACAGCAGAGUUUAUCAACAAAGAAUCAAUAAUAAUUGAAGAACAAGAACCACAAACUAUUGUCACGACAGAUUCCAAUGUGAUUAUUAAAACCACAACUAGUUCCUGGUACACAGAUACUCAUGAAAAUAAAGAACUUAUUGAAGUUAAAGAACCACAGGUCGAAAUGCCUGAAGAAAGCAAAAAACCAACAGAAAGUUUUACAAUAACCGAUGUUGAAAAACCUGUUGAAGAAGAGGUUCCCGAUAAGAAAUCAAAGAAAAAGCAUAAAAAGAAACUACAUGAAGAACCAAUAGAAAACAAACCUGCAUUUGUAGUAACCGAAGAAAUCAGACUAAUUCCUGAAGUAAUAGAGAAACCGAAACCAAAUGAUGUUUCAUCGGCUUUUAUAAAACAAGAACAAAUAACUUUAGCACCAGAAGUUAAAACUGCAGAACAAAAACCAGUUGAAGUUAAAAAGGUUGAAUAUAAGGGUCUUCCUGUCGAUGACAGUACCAAUGCCUUUAUGGACAUUCUGGAUGAACCAAUGACGUUCUCAGAUGAUGAAGAUAAUCAACCAAAAACAUCAGAAAUCACUACAACUGAAACUACUGUCACCACAAAACCAACAUCUGAAAUUAUAACUACAGUAACCAAAACUACAACUAGUUCUUGGGCUACUAUUGCAGGCAAAAAUGCUGAUCCAGAAGAAGUUAAAACUCAUAAACCAGAAACAACUAAGAAAGAAAAAGAAGAUAUUAAAACUGUAGAAUUUCUUGUAAAACCUGCAACGGAAGACGUUUCAGACAAAAAGUCAAAGAAAAAACACAAAAAUAAACCCCAUGAAGAACCCAAGGAUACUAAACCUGCUGUUGUAGUAACAGAAGAAAUUCGACAAAUUGAAGUAACAAAACAACCAGAAACUAUAGAAGUAUCAACAACUAAAACUGAUAGAAUUCCUAAAAAAUCAACUGAAAUUAUUUCAACUGUUACAAAAACAACCAGUUCUUGGGCUACUAUUACUGGCAAAAAUGCUAAACCAGAAGAUUUCGUAUCAGAACCUCAAGUCAAAAUGCCAAAAGAAAGCAAAAAACCAAUAGAAACAGUUUCAAUAACCGAAGUUAAACCUGUUGAUGAGGUGCCAGAUAAGAAAACAAAGAAGAAGCAUAAAAAGAAACCACAUGAAGAACCAAAAGAAAUCAAACCUGCAUUUGUAGUAACUGAAGAAAUUAGACUAAUUCCUGAAGUAAUAGAGAAACCAAAACCAAAGGAUGUUUCAUCUGCUUUUAUAGAACAAGAACAAACAAUUUUAGCACCAGGAGUUAAAACUCCUGAACAAAAACCAGUUGAAGUUAAAAAGGUUGAAUAUAAGGGCCUUCCUGUCGCUGAUAGUACCAAUGCAUUUAUGGACAUUCUGGAUGAACCAAUGACGUUCUCAGAUAAUGAAGAGGUAGAUAGUAUACCAAAAACUACUACAGAAAUUACCACAACUGAAACUACUGUUACCUCCGAACCAACAACUAAAAUAAUUACAACAGAAACAAAAACUACAACAAGUUCUUGGGCUACUAUUGUUGGUAAAAAUGCUAAACCAGAAGAAAAAGGACCCAAAAAAUCAAACAAAAAGCAAAAGGAAGAACCAAAAGAAAAGAACCCAGCAUUUGUUGUUACAGAAGAAAUAAAAUUGCCAGCUCAAGCAGCAGUAGAAACAGUCGUUGAGGAAACAAUCAAAGAAACUAUUCCCUCGCUUAAAACCAAAGAGGAAGUCGGUUCAAUUGUUGAAGAGGUUAAACCAGCCAAGAAAAUCGAAUACAAAGGCCUGCCUAUCGACGAUACCACAGACAUGUUCAUGGAUCUUCUCGAUGAACCGAUGGUUAUGUGGGAUGAUGAAACAGAUGCUACUAUCGUUACUACAGUUACAACUACCACGGCAGAGCCUGAGAAGAAACCAAGAAAAUCUCGCGAGCCCAAACAAGGAGACAGAGUUAUAGUGCCGGAAAAUCCCAACAAAUCGCUGCUGAAACCCUGGUUGGGAGAUACGUACGCUGAAGUUGCAAAGCGAAGCAGAUCCUCAUCACCAAUGCCAACUCAUAAAACGCUGAUAACCGAACAAGCAAUAAGCCCAGUCGAGCUUGAAAAAGAACUGAAACAUCUUGAAAAACCGGCUGAAGUUACUAUGACGAGGGAAGUAACCGUAGAACAAAUACCAACUGCCAAUGAAAGCAAACAAACCAUAACUAGUUGCGCAACGAUUGUGCAAGUUAAAACGGAAUAUUUGCCAACACAUGAAAUUACAAUCACUAAAACAUCGAAUAUAGAUCCGAUUGUAACAACUGAGGUUCAUAAAUCGAAUAAAACAGUUAAGAAGGAUUUAAGCAAAAUCAAUGUGGACACUGUGAUAACCAAAACCACAACAACCAAGAGUUAUAAUCCAUUUGAGGAGGAACCAGUCGAAACACCUGCAAAUCCAUUUGACGAAGACGAAAAAGUAUCGACAGCUGAAGAAGUUUUGGUAACGUCCGAUGAACACGACGGAGACAAAAAGAAGAAGAAGAAAGGUAUCUUUAAAAUGUUCAAAAAAGACAAGAAGGAUAAGAAGAAGAAGGAUCCAGUCGAUUCUGGUUCGCUUAUUUCCGAACAAACUGUAACGUCUGUGGAGUCGAACCAAGUUGAUGAGUUUGUCGAAGGUGAAAAAAACGUGGAAAAACGCGGUAGUUUUAUAAGCAAAAUGAUUUCGAAGGUAAAGAAGGGUAAAAAGGAUAGGAAUGCGACCGAUGACGAAGGUACUGAUACGGAAAAGUCAUCGAAAAAAUCGAAGAAAAAGGACAAGAAGAAAGAAGAGGAGUUAACUCCUGCCGAAGAAAGCAAACUUUUUAGUGAAAAAAUGGAUAAAAAGUCGAGCGUUAUUUCAACGAUUGUAACCAAGAUUUCGGAGGUAUUUAGUCCGAAGAAGUCUAGGAAGGAUUCCUUGUCGUCGGACGAGGAACUCGGCCAUAACAUAUCUUUGGAAGACAAUGUGUGGAUCGCCAAAUGCAUCUACGACGACGCGGAGGAUUUGUACCAUGAGAAACUUGCGGAAGAAAAAAAAAAGGGAAGAUCGGACGGCGGUAAGCCAAGUGAAAGUGACGGCAACGAUCGCGGCGACGGCGGCGGCGGCGGUUCCGGCGGGGACCGCCCGGACAAACCGGACAAACCGGACGACGGUUUCGGUAGACCGAGCGCCAACGGCAGCAACUACAUGAUCUAUUCGUUACCGGGUAGAAUAGCGGGUUGGAAGGACAAAAGCACCUACUUGUCGUCCGAGCCUCUGGUAGCAUCAAAUGCUCCCAACGAGGACAAACAUUUGCGCGCGGCUCAAAGACUUUCCGAAAGCAUGGCCGAAGACGUGAUAUCAGACCCUAUAACCCCAACCCCCCAACAACCUUACAAUCCUUCUCUAGGGCCCCACAAGCAGCCAUCAACACCAGGUCCCCUCACCGACGACGAGAAGCAGCUCAAGAAGGAUAUAACUGAAAAUGUGGAUUCUCUGCAAAAAGCUCUACAAUCUACCGAAACCAAUAUAGAAGAUCUACCAUCUGAAGGAUAUGAUCAAAUGAUAUUAGCUUUGGAGCACAUCACUGGGGAACUCAAGAAGCAUGCGGCAGAGGCCAUCCGCUUGGAAGGGCUCAUCAUAGUUCUGACUGCAGAUCAUGAGGCUCAGACGUUGGCAGCUCUUUUGGCAGGAAUACGGACCAGGAUUGCCAGCCUGCUGUCGCAAGCCGAAAACGGAAGGAUUCUAAUAAAGAAUGCUCAGCAAUUGCAUUUGAAGAAACAGCAGGAGGUUCAUCAAUACGAAAUUUUGCUGACCGAUAUCGAGGUCUGGUUGAUAACGUUUAAGAAAACCAUCGACAGUUUCGUAGCACCAAAUAGUGAAUCGCAAGUGCAAUUAUCCCUAAGUGAAACUGAAAGACUUCUUAGAGAACUUCACGAUAAAGAAAACAGACUUAAAGAGUUAGCGGCAGUGUGCGAAGAGUUCAACAAACAUUCAGAUUUAAAAACGUACGUGGAACCGUUAUUGCAACAACUUCACACUAUAACGUUGAUUAUAAUCCAACAAAAAACCGUCAUCACCACGAGGAUAGAAACUUUGAGGAUACAACUCAUCGAACUCAAAGAAAAGGAGGAUUUGUCUCUGGAGAACACUUUGGACUCCAGUUCUAUGCCCAUAGAGGAAACACCCGUGCAAGGUGUUCACAUAGAAACGCAAACCGGCAGAAGCUUAUCCUCACCUGCACCUGCACCUCAGCAAACCACAAAAGACUUUAGUGUUACUUAUAACGUACCAGUAGACGCGCAAAUUCAAGCAGAACUUUCUAGAAGUUCCGCCGAAGAACCUUUGGCCCGACAAAAGGAAACGAUCACAAUUUCGAAGAGUGUACUGGGUGGACAAGAAACCAUACAAAUAGCGACCAUUCCGAUGGCGGAACCACAGCCCAUAAUCGAGGAACCCGAUGACGACAUCACCGUGGAGGCCAACUACAGGAAAGAACCGGACACAGACAACCGCAUCACGGAACUUAGUAUUGUAAACGCAAAGGCAAACCAACCAUUCGAAACGGUAUUCGUGGAGCCCGAUGAAACCACCACCGAGGUCAUAGUGGACGCAGAUGGUACCAAGAGAAUCAUCGUCAAGAAACUCCACAGAACCGUGGUGCGUCAUCAAGAGUCCCAUCGACAACAACAGCACUUUACCACGCUUAGCACCAUCGAAGGUGACGUCCCGGUAACCCAGUCGUUCUCGCAGGUUACCUUGAAGGGACAGCAAAGCAGCACGACCGUGGCGAGCGGCGAUGGCAAGUCGGCCACCCUGACCAGCCAACAGUACGGCGGCAAAAUCGUAUCCGGAGCACCUGGUGGCGAAAUCAAUGUACAAGAGUUCCAGUCGGAGCCCGAAUCGCACUACACCUACGUUGGUGGUGCCAUAAGGCCCGACGAGGUUGAAGUCCAAGGUAUCAAACUACACGAAGGCGAUAUCACCUUGGUGGAUAAUCAAAGCAACAAAUUAGUGCCCGUUGGUGAAGGCAACAUAACCUAUGAAGGCAACGAAAUUCAUACAUCCAGCUCGAGUGUAAGAGCUGUUGUGCAACAGGUCACGCGAAGAAUCAUCCGUAAAACCCGAAGAAUCAUUCGCAAAACCGUCGUUAUUGAUGGCAAGGAACACGUGACCGAAGAAAUCGUCGAGGAACCGGAAGAAAUUGAGGUUACGGAAGAAGGAAUACCCAGAGUCAGCAUUAACGUAACGAGAACAGAGGAUGGGCGUGUGGUUGAAGAACCAAUAGUUAUACCACAAGAGCCGACAGUGAAAGUGCAGGAAACUACUAUAACUCAAGAACCAGAAACUGAGAGGUACGUUGUAGAACAGCCCAUAGCACUUCCAGUUGACACUGCACCAAAUAAGGUCGUCAUCGACUUCCUAGAUAACGAACGGCUUGUAACGAGUAGCAUUGAUAGUAGUACAGUUGUUAAAGCACCUAGUGGCUCCUCCACACCUCCAAAUAAAAAGGAGAGAAAGAAAAAGAAAGACAAAAAGACUCCCGAUGACGAGUCUGUAAGUAGUACUGAAGCUGAUAAAGUUGUUUCUGUUACUGUAGUCGAAACGACCAGCCCUCCUACUAAGGAGCAAAAAUUCCCGUCACCAGUAUCCGAGAAAACAUAUACAAUAGAAGAACCAAAGGAAAAGAUCACUGUUGUGGGAAAGACGCCAAAACAAUCACCUGUUGAGACAGCCUCAAUUACAAAAACCACUACAGUUAUUAAAACUCCAGAGCAAAUAGAAACAGUGACAAUUUCACCAGAAAAAAAAGAGUCGCCAGUAGAAACCACCAUUACAAAAACCACAACUGUAAUCCAAUCCCCAAAACAACAAGAGAAAGUAUCCCCAACCGAACCUACCACAGCUACCGAGAUAAUUGAAACUACAUCAAAAUCACCUAUUGCAGAAACAAUAACAACUAAAACAACAAUUGUUUCUUCUAAUGAUAAACCUAAGGAUACUGUAUUAAAGCAACAAACUAUAGACUUAUUGGAAGCGGAGAAAAAGCCAGAAAAACUGGAGCUACAAACAAUAUCGAAAAUAUACAAACAAGAACCAGAAGAAAGUAAAACUAAAACACCUGAUGUUCCUAAAACGCCUACUCAAGCAGUUACAGAGGUAACCACAGUAACUACAAAGGUAUUUAAAUCUGAAACACCUAAAGAGGAGCCCAAACUUAAGAGUGUUACACCUGAUGUCUCUAAAACUCCUAAAGAUGAAUCAAAAUCUGUCUCUCCCACAAAAUCUGAAACUCCUAAAGAAGAACCAAAAUCCGAAAGGACAACUCCAGUGCCCAGUGCCCCUCCAGAAGGCGAUGUGUCUCCAAAAAUGAGUUCGUUGACUCAAAAUUUUAUCUUAACCGAACAACUACACGAUCCUACUUCACCAGUGGCGGCGAAAUCGCCGGAAGAAUCCGCUGAAUCACCAAAAGGUAAAAAGAAACGUAAAUUUUCGUCUUCCAAGAAAAAACUGUCACCGGGUACGCCAAGAUCGCAGAGCCCUGUAGACGAUGCCCAAGCAGAAAAUAUUGUCGUCGAGGAAACUAAAAUUAUCACCUCAAAGACUGUCGAUCCACAGCAAGGAUAUGAAAUUGAUUUGACUUUGGAAGAAACGCAAAAAAUGUCCGAUAUACCGAAACUAGAAAAGACUGUUGAAAUCGAAAAGCCACUAGGCACUGCUCAGACUGUAGAAAUCGAAUUAUCCCUCGAAGAAAAGCAGAAGAACCGCGAUAUCAAGACACCGAAAGUAGCAGUAUCGAUGAAAAUCGAGGAAGAUCUUAAUAAGACCGCAGAAAUACUGCAAAAAGACAUCAACGUGCAGCUACCAAGGGAAACAAUUGAAGCUUCAUCGCCGAUUGUUCCAAAACACGAGGAGGAACCGGCUACUCCAAGCGACUUUAGCGGUCGAAGUAGUAAAAAGAAAAAGAAACACAAACCACCCAGUCGAACACCAACCGAAGAAAAAUCAUCUUCCAUGGAAAUAGACAUCCCAGAAGACUCGCAUGUCUCAGAAGAAACGCCAAAGCCAUCCCAGGACAUUUUUGAACCGGUCACUGACUCCGAAGAAGGCGAUUCAGAGAAAGGAUACGAAGCCGAAAGAACAACGGUAGACGAAAGCCUCGCCGACGAUGACGACCAAGACAAAAAGAAACGACGCAAGAAGAAACGCAAGCAGAAGAUCAAGGUUAAAGAAAGCGAAGAUUCUCAGGUACCACAAUCCAUAACGGAUUCAUCACCAAUCGGCGAUUCUGUGGCCUUCACCGAUGACGAACCGUCACAGCCGAAACCUACGGAAGAGCCUAAGAAGUCCAAAAAACGCAAGUCCAAGGGCAAACGCAAACAAUCUGAGAGCGAGCAAGAAAUGGAAUCUGAAACAAUUCAGGAAGCCAAAGAUGAGGAAAUACAAUCUCCCAACGAAUCCUACCAUACAAUUUCUACUCAAUCUGAACCAGGCACUGUCAAAGUAAUCGAAGAACAAAUGAUUACGUCACCUACUGAAUCACCAAGAGUCAUAACCUCGGAAAUAGUCACCACCGUGCCUGUGCUUGAAGGGGUUAUAACCCAAGAAAACAUCGUACAAACUUCUCCGGUGAAUAUUACCGCCGAUUUUAUCGCAAACGAAAAAGCAUUGGAAAAACCACAGGGACACGAAACUUCAGCGCAAACUUCACCUGAAGUACCCAAGGAAACCUUAGAAACAUCGAUACAAACAUCGGAGGAAGUCGUGAUAAAACCCGAGACCGCAGAAAGUACCACUCAAAUUGAAUUGACAACGUCCGAAACACUAACACAGACAACACCGCCUAAAUCGCCAGAAGAAAAAGUAACAGUCGAGACUAAAGACAAAUCAUCGUCGCCAAUAAAAACCAAGGUGACCGAAGUUGCUACGGCUACAACACCAAAAACUAUAAGCCCUGAAGUUCCCAAGGAGGAAAGACCAAAAUCUGAAAUGUCCAUGCAAACCACCGUAAUUACUACUGAAGAAGUGAGCAUGCAGACCAAGUCGCCUGAAGUUGUCGAAACUACUGAAAUAUCAACGCAAAUGCAACCUGAAGUCAACGAUCAACAGACGUCGCCCAAAUCAAUGACUCCUGUUGUAACUUCUCCUGAACCCUCCGCUUCUUCAGAACCAAUUUCUUCAACACCUAAAGAAGAAUUGCCCAUACCAGAACCUUCUCCUGUUGUAACUUCUCCUGAACCCUCUGCUCCUUUAGAACCAAUUUCUUCAACACCUAAAGAAGAAUUGCCCGUACCAGAACCUUCUCCUGUCCCAAGUCUCAGCGAAACCACCCCAUCUUCAUCCGAGUAUGAAGUACUAGUCAAAACAACUGUAAUUUACCCAUCGGAUACAUCUGAAAGUACUGUAACUCCAACGCAAGAUACUUCCAAAUCUUCUAAAGAUACCAACGUAGAGGAUGGUUCAGAAUAUUCAUCCGAUGAAUACUCUUUGCAAGUCGAAGUGGACGGAAAACCAUUGGACAAAAACUCUGUUUCCACGUUCUUGGAAGCAGAACGCGAAAGCACUGAUCCCAAAAAACCAAAACGUAAACGUAAGAAGAACAAGAAACCAACUGACAAUGACUCCAAACAAGAAAUAGAGAAAGAUUUGUUUUCCGCUUUUAAACAGCAGGAGGGUGACCAUUUGGAUCCAAAGGAUUUAUAUUCUGAUGUGGCCAGGAAAGGUUCCAGACCAGUUUCACCGAUCGUACCUGAAGACACUGAAGUGUUUACUAAGGUUUAUACUGACAUCAAUGAGGAGCAAAUUAGGAUCCAUGAUGCACCAGAAGAAUCAUGGGUCAACGUUUCCAUUACACUUCCACAGAAACCGGAAAUAACUCCGGAAGACAUCGAAAUUAUCACCAAAGAUGUCUUGAAAACUAAACAUGGCAAACCUAGUACCUUCAAAGUGGACUCCAUGUUAACCGAGGCGGAAAUAAAAAGCAAACAUGAACCUCAAGACACCACAACAACAGUUGAACUAUCUAUUCAAACUGGUAAGUCUAUAGAAGAAAAGCCACUCAAGAAAGUGGAAGAAAUUAAAACCCCAGAACCCGAUGAUAGCACCUCAAGUGAAGACGUUAUUUUCGUCGAAUCUGUACAACUUAAACCUGUAAAACCCGGCACCAAACCAACAAAGAAGGAAGCAGCGGCCGAUUUUUUGGAACAAGAGAAAGCUGUAAGCCAACCUAAACAAUCUGACGUAUUCGAUGCCAAGCCUAAAACUACACCAUCUAAACCCAAAGGCAAAAGCAAGCACGUUUCUUCGGUUACAAUAGAAGAAGUACAGUCACCUCCUAGAGUAGCCGAUACACCGUUAACUCCUGGAGCAUCCGAUGCUCCAUUAUCACCGCCAAACUAUCCAAUUAUAACUUGGAAACCGGCGGAAGUUUCGAAACAAACAACAGAAAAGCAACUACCGAUAGUGCUACAAGAUGUAGAUAUUAGAUGGAGCCAAGCUCAAGCUUUGGAACGAUUCAAGAACUUACAGAAUGCGAAGAAGACAACGCAUUUAAGCGACGUUUUGUAUCUUGCAACUCUAAACGAAAUAGUCACAGAUGAAACUGUAGAACAACGCAACAAUAAUGUUCAAGUGAGCUUGGACACUUUGCAGAGAGCCCUUGAAAAACGCGAUGUUGUUGUAAUCCAACAAACUAUAAUAACAACGGUGGAGACCAUAACAACUUGGUUGGAAACUAUAGAAUAUAGAAUUUACGUGAACAGACAACAAACGGCGGAUGGUCCUUCAAAAGAAAGAGUACAAGAGUUUAACAACUUAAGGGAUGAAAUUUCUAAUAUCGAAUCCAAAGUCGACCAACUGCAAAAUGUUAUGAGUAUUGCUGAUAAUAUUUACAACGAAGAAGACAGAGAGCGCAUGAGGAGCUACAUUGAAUCCCUACAACAACAAGUCAAGGUUAUCGAGGAGGUAACCGAAGAGAACGAAUUACUGGCUGCCAGCGAUCUAAAGAGAUGGGAUGAAUUUGUCAACGGAGUGGAAAAUGUAGGUCACGUGGUUCGUAAUUUGUACAGACAGCUAAGCGACCUUAAGGAAUCAGAUGCUUCCCCACAAACAAAGCUCAACGAACUGGAUAAACUGGAAAAUACCAACCGAAGUCAUAUGCUCAAAGCAGUACAUCUCAAAGCAACAGCUAAGGGGUUGAUGAGGGAUUUCCCUACAAGAGAAAUACCUAAUGAAGUUUAUGCUGUACACGAUCUGACUAAACAAUUAGAACAACUUAUAAUAACGGAAAGGGAGAAGGCUUUACAGUUCCUGUCUUUGGCUGAUGAUUAUGAACAAACUUUAAAGGAGUUCAGUCAAAUUAUUAUUAUUGCCGAAGCCUUGGUAGAAAGUUCAAUAUCAGUGAGGAACUUGGAACAUCUUGAAGAUGAAAUGCAAAAUCAUCGCAAAUUCUUUGUGAAUCUAAGCCAUUGCAGAGCUAUUUUGGAAUCCCUAGAGGAAAAUCUUGACUCCGAAACAAGAGCCAAUCAUUCAGAAUUACACAGGAAUCUUUACGAUCGUGCUAAAGUAAUCCUCGACAAAUCGGCAGGUCGUUUCCAACAAAUGUCCCUAGCAGCAUCCAGAUGGACCAUCUUGGAACAAGGCACCAAGGAAGAAAUUAAGUGGCUUCAAGUUGCCCAACAAAGAAUACCAGAUCUGAGCAACGUAACCUCAUCCGAUUACGAUCGCUACUUAAAUCUAUAUCAAGCAUUAGCUUACGAUAUAGACCAACAUCAUACGAAACUAUUACAUCUAAACGAUGCAGCUCAGAGAUUGCAAGAACUUGUGAGCUGUCCAGGUUUGGAGGACGCCUUUACGGAAUCUUUGGAGAUUAUCGUUAAACUCCAAGAUGAUGUUAACAACAAACUGGAACGGUUAUUGGCUUUCAAGGAAACCUGGACCACCUAUAACAUUCUAGGAGAUAAAUUGGAGGCUUGGCUGAGAGAUGCUCAAAUCCAACUCAAGAAAAUUGAUGUCUCUUCUGGACCUAGAGUCCAUCUAAGACAAUUCUGGGAACUCAAAGCUCAGCAUGAAGUCAACAAUGGCGCCCGUCUAAAUGCCACUCAAGCCUUGGAAAAAUCUCUGCAAGUAGUACCAGUUGCCGACGAGUUAAUUCAACGUAAAUUCCAUGCCGACCUGCAAUCGCAAUGGAACAAAGUAUCGGAUAGGAUUAACGUUAUACAAUCGAGCAUUUUGGAUACCAUAUCGGCGUCCGAUAAACCAGUAAACGAAAAACUGGCUUUGCUAGAACAAGAGUUGGCGGAUUUGAAGGUUGAUGUGGAUAACUUGCAAGGUAUUAUUAAGAACGAGGAAGAAUUGAAUUUGUAUGUUGAAAGACUGCAAAUAAUGUCAUCGAGAAUGGAUACCAUCCAAAACGAAUUGGGACGAUUAGGUUUACUAUCCGCCGAUGAGUCGGAGAAGGUCGGGUCGCUAUUGGCUUUAUCCAAACGACUCGAGUUGGUGAUUGCGGAAGAGUUAGAAGGAGGAAUCAUGCUGAAGGAAAGACUUCUAUCCAUAGACAAAGGUAUCAGCAGAGUGCGCAGAAAGCACUCGGAAUUCAGCCGAGGCCUCGACCAAUGCGAAACCGCGGAAAAACUGGGCAGCGAGGCUGUCGAAAAGGCGGUCACAGACUGCAACGAAAUAGGCGAGGAGCUGGUAACCCUUUGGCAGGACCUCAUGGGGCUCAGACAGCUCCUCCACACCCUCCCGAUGAGGCUCAAAAUCACCGUAUCGCCGGUCAAAGUCGAAAGAGAGAUAUCGCAAUUGCAAGACGACCACACCGCGUUAGAAAAGCGAUGCGGGCAACUUUUGGCCUUGCUGAGAAGUAGACUGAGCCUCUGGCAGCGAUUCGAGAGGCAGUUGGAGAUGGUUCAACAAAGCGUUCAAGAAGCCGACUUCAUGAUGGAGCUGCUCACCGUUCAAGGCACCGUCGAUUACGAACGGUUGAGGAAGGCUACAGAGCGGCUUGAGAGCGUGUCUGGAGACCUAGUGACGCGCGAGACCCUCGUGGAGGAGCUCAAAGAAGCUGCCAAACCACUGACGGACAGCUGCUCUUCGGAAGUGUCCGCCAAAGUUCAGGCGGCGGUACAGGAGGCGGUGACCGCCUACUCGACCACCUGCACGCAGCUGAAAGACCUGUGCACCAAGUACGGCAACGCUGCCGAACUCUGGAAGCAGUACAGGGAAGCUGCGGAUCUAGUGCGCGAAUGGACCGAAAAGCCUAUGGAAUCGGUGGACGAUUUGGAGCCGGACGAGGCAGUCGCCAGGGUCAAGAUAUGUGAAGAGACGUAUGCGGCUCAUAAGAAGCGCCUAGGCGAGAUCCAGCAACUAGUCAGUAACAUCGCGUCGGCGGUGGGCUUGGACGCCAAGGCUCUGCUGGGCGGCGAGGUGGACGCUCUGGGCAAGCGGCUCGAAGAUGUGCGCGAAUCCCUCACGACGCUGGCCGACGUCGCCGACGCCAAGUCGAAGACGAAGAAGGAGAGGGACGACGAGAUGCUGGCGUCUCGAACCUACCUGACCUCGGUGCAGAGGAGCUUGGACUCUUUGGACGGCAGCGACCCGGAGUCGGAUCCGGAGGAGAAGAUGGUCGCGCUGAGAGAUCAUUUGCUGUCGCUGAGCAAGACCGAGGGUCAAAUCCGGAAAAUCAAGGACAAAACUCUGGAGAUAUCCACCACGAGAACCGAGACGUCGGUUCUGGAGAUUUUGGAGUUAUGGCAGCAAGUCUUCAGGGAAACCUUCCAGCAGUACCACCGUCUUAGCACCCGUCUAGUCAAAAACGAGGAUGGAGCUGCGGCUCUCAAGCUCUGGCAAGAAUAUCUAGUCAAUGUUCAGCAAUUCUUGCAAGGCACCAUCCCGGGUGAUUACCACAGCCUAUCCGAUCACCAACACUUGUGCCAAGUGCACCAAAAUCUCCUAACUACGCAACAAAACGUUCUUAAACCUUUGGAGAACAAGGACAACCUGGUGGAAGGCUUGGUGGAAUCCACAGUCAUGGAGCAGUUCAACUCUCUAACAAAUGUACACAACGAAACUUUGUCCAGGAUAAUGGAAAGACAUAUCGAAGUCCAAAAGCGUUUGGAUGCUUGGGAACAGUACAGAAAAGAUCAACAAGACUUGCUAACCUGGCUGAAAAACAUCGAAAAGGAAAAGGAAAAAAUGCAGUUGCGCUACAUGCACAUCCGCAGAAUACCAAAGUUAAUCCACCGCAUUGAAGGCUUUUUGGAAAGGGUACCAAGCGGUUAUGAACAAUCAGAUAACUUGCAGAUACAACAAAAUCAUUUGCUGCAGUUCUGCGACGAUGCACUAGCCACUUCAAUACGUAUCGAACACGUCGCUAUUAGGCAAAGAAUCUCCAACCUGGAGGCUGGUUUGCAGACGUGGCGCGAGUUUUUAGUGAGGAUUCGAAACCUCGUCCAAAUGCACGAAGAACGAGCCAACAAAGUCCAAGCCAUCUUCGACGGUAUUCAAGAAACGAUACACCAAAGCACCAAGAAUAUCCCAGCAACGCACGCAGGUAUCAACAGCAACUUGGAGUACUUGCAACGAUCGAGAAACAGGUUGAGUAUGGCCGUGAAAGAGCUCGAACAGCUGGGAGUGUCGCAAGAGCAACUCAAAGAGUGCCUGAGUCAUCCCGACACCAAAACUAUAAAUCAGAAGAUGUGGCUGUUGUGGCAUCAACACGGCGAUCUCGAACACCAAUUGGCUGCGUUGUGUCAUCAGUACGAGGAAAAGUUGGGCACAAGAUCGAUCUUCGAUGCACGUCAUUCGAGGUUCGUAGCCUGGGCUGACGAUAUCGAGAGACGCCUGGAGCAAGACUCGGACGAAGAGUCCGCCUUGCAAGACCCCAAGGAGCUUCUGCGAAAAUUGGAGUCGGAACUGCAAGCGGAGCUCACUCUCAAGGACCGCGAGUACAAAUGGCUCGUGCGCACCGGAAACGAUCUAGUCGACGGGUGUGGCGAUGAGUAUAGUGACGUGACGGCCAAGCAAAUACUCCAAACCAAAACCGUGGAGGUGCAGAACCGCUGGGAGAAGUUGGAGAACCUGGCGAAGAGCCGAGCGAACAAAAUCCACGACAUGAUGCAAACGAUGAUGACGCUGGAAGAACGCCUCGCUCAAAUCAGGGCGUGGUUGGCGCAAAUCGAGGCGCAACAAGCGAAACCUUUGGUCUUCGAGGGCAGCGGAAAAGACGUGCUCGACAGGAAGAUCCAGGAGCACGACAAGCUGAGGAAAUCGAUUGAAAACGAGAGCGGAAACAUCGGCGACGUUUUCAAUCUGUGCGAACUUUUCCUCAGCGAUGCCGAUACCGUUAAAGCGCAUUUCACAGUCGAGAAUAUCACUGCCGCGAGAAGUAAUGUCGAGAAACGCUGGAAGGUAGUCUGCGGACAAUCGGCAGAGCGCAAGCGCAAGAUCAACUACCUCUGGAAAUUACUUCUCGACAUAAUCAAAUUAAGCGAGGAACAAGAACAAUGGCUAAACGAUAAAGAGUUCAAGCUCAAAGAGUUCGACAAGCCGAUUAAAGACCUGGAUAAAGACGAAAUACAGGCUCUGAUCUAUCUAAUAGAGAAUAAAAUUAAAGACAUCGAGACUCAAACGCCCAACUUCCAAAUCUUGGAGCAAACCUACUCGAAACUAGUCACUGAUGGAGGCCUUGAACCCGAAAACGUCCAAGAGUUAACAUCCAAAGCCCGCGUGGUCAUCACCAGAUGGCACAACCUGUUACCCAAAGCUACAAACGUUCUGGAACGCCUCAAGGCCGAGAUGAUGCCUUUCAAGGAAUUCUCAUUGGCUCACGAGGACGCCGUUGUCGCUUUAAGUAACAUAGAUGCUCAAUUGACUGAAUUACAGCACCUUUCGGCUGAUAAACUUCUACUCAAAGAGCGUUUGAGUAAACUGGAAGGCAUCGAGAGGAUUUUAAAGUCACAAACACCUAACCUCGACACAGCCGACCGUUUGGGCCUGAAGAUAAUGAAGAAGAGCAAGAAAUCGGAAGUGAGCAAAAUCCAGGAGAUGAUUGACGAAUACCAGAUCCUAUGCAAGGAUAUAUAUCGGAGAAUUACCGUUAUUAAAGAGGAAAUCACAACGCAAAUCAAGCGGAGACCCCAGGAAGUCGACGAGAGUGUUCAAGUCGAGACUCUCAAGUUCGAACGAGACUCGGCAGUGCAGGUCAACACGUUGCCACCUCAGCUGCAAAGAAUGACUUCCAUAAGCGCCAAAGAUGCUUACUUGGUGCAAAUCAGUUCCGCACUUUUGGAGUGCAGAGCUGACAUCGCCGAUUUAGAGGAACUGGUCAGGAAAGAAAUACCCAAACAAGGUUCUCCGGAACUACCUGCUAGUAGCAAGAAAAUAGCCAAGGCUUCCGCCAAAUGCCAAGCCAGCGUCGAACUGGUGAGGCAUCUGCACGAUCUUUUGACGGGAGAGUGCGACGCCACAGCAGCUGAAGCUGGCACCGACGAGGUGGAAGAUCUGAGCGAGAGAUUCGACAUGCUCUUGAUCAGCGCGAAGGAGAAAGAAAAGAAAUUGCGAGAUCUAAGCGAGGCUGGACGUCUGUUGUGCCCCCUGUGCACCAAGCGCAACUGGGCUCAACUCGACAACGACUUAUGGCGCCUGGAAAAAUGGCUGCAAGUGGCCGAAGCCACCCAGAAAUCCCUAAAAUCCCCACCCAAAAACAUAGAGCAACUCGAGGACGUGAUCCAAGACCACAGGGAGUUCCUGUUGGAUCUCGACAGCCAUAGAAGCAUCGUAACCUCUUUAAAUAUCGUCGGAACUCACUUGGCUGAUCACACCGAAGACACUGAAAGAGCCGUAGAGUUGCGAAAGAGGUUAGAAGCCGACAACAAGAAAUGGGAGGCCAUCAGGAUACAUGCCGCCCAGUGGGCUAUACAGCUGCAAAGGGCGCUCAUGGACAACCAACAGUUCCACGCAAUCGUGGGGGAACUGUGCGCAUGGCUGGAGAAAAACGAGCGGAAGAUCAAGGUAACGGAACCCGUAGACUUGACGCAGCCCGCGGAGCACAUCGAGGCGAAGUACCGGAACUUCAUGGAGAUCCGCGCCGAUUUGGAGCGAUGCGAGCCGCGCGUGCUCAGUUUGCAGGAAGCUGCGAAUCAGCUGCUGCGCGCGGAAGACGCGCCCGAAGGUUCGAGCGCCAUCUGCAAGCGUUUGACCGAGUUACGGUUGAAGCUGCAGUCGCUGAUCAGGCUGACGGCGAUUUACACGCUGAAGCUGGGCGCCGUUCUGGGCAAAGAUCCGAACGAACACUACCAGGGCGGGGAAAUGCCGCAGCUGCAAAAUAUCGGCUAUGACCUUAAGGAUCUGCCUGACCAGGAAGAAGCUUCCACCUCUGCACAGGGCGAUACCACUCACAAUGGUACUUCUGACGAAAUCAACCCGUCGACUUUAAGACGAGGUUGUAGAUUUUUGGGCAGGGUGGUGCGCGCCUCGCUGCCCAUCCAAGUGGGUCUGAUGCUGCUGCUCGGGGCUGCCUCUUUUGUUCCCUACACCGAAGACGACUAUUCUUGCUCGAUUGUUAACAGUAUUGCCAACCAUUUGACGCCCACUCUGCGUUACAUGGACGGCACGCCACCGAUUUAGUAAACUUUAAAUACUCGAUUAUGUAUUACCAUUCCACGUUAGUUACUUAAUUUUUUUUAUUUGUUAAUGUGUAAAUAAGCGACUUAUUUUAUCAGGCAAAGCUCUAUUCUAACACGAUGUACAUAAAAAUAAAUAUAGUGUAUACCUAGUUAUAGUUUUUGUAAGAAUAACUUGUAUAUGAAUCGAUUUAUCUGUAUAUUUGGGAACGCACAAAAUAUCUAAUAUAUUUUAUAAUGUUAUUAAUGUAAAAGGUUGUGUAAAAAUUAAUUAUGCUUGCGUUUUGAAGGAGUGGAACACUUUAACUCGCAAACUACUUAAUUUUAAUGUGAUUGAAAAGCCCCAGUUUCGUUAAUUUGUUCAAAUAACACAUAAAUAACUCUCCAAUUUGUGUGUUAUACUAAAAACAAAACACUUUGACACAGCUGACUCUCCAAAGCUGUGAAAAAGUUCCUUCAAAAUCAAAAAUCUCCCAUUUUGGUUUUGGAGGAUACAAAACGAAAUAUUGGGGCCCAAAAUAUAUAAAAUGCCUUAUAUAUCUAUUUUUUAUUAUCUUUACCGUUGCUUUUUUGCCAAUUUUAUAUUGUUUUCAAUGCUGUUAUGUAAUGAUAUGAUUUAUUAAUGCAAUAUUAUAUUUAUCCUAUAGCUUUUUUUGACAGAUUAAUUAGAUGCUUUUGUUUUAGAAAUAAUAGGAAUGUUUUCACAAUAAGUUAUGUAAUGUUAGUUUAUUUGGCAUCUUAAUAAAAUGUAUGUUUUCAUUUAUAAAAAUAAAAAUUUAAAA
Molecule: messenger RNA, 59974 nt
Organism: Brassicogethes aeneus
Lineage: Eukaryota; Metazoa; Arthropoda; Insecta; Coleoptera; Nitidulidae
Source: the annotation of a GenBank genome assembly